GACGUCAGCUCGCGCGCUGGACGCACACAUACUAUAGUGCAGCAGCAGCAGCAGCAGCGGGACGCACACACACAAUGACAGACUGCUGGAUAUAAUUUAUAUUCUCCUUAGGAAACUAGCCGCUGUCUUUGUGUAUUGUCUGCAAAAUGUGGGGCGGAGAUAAAAACAAAGCCAGAUUCCGCGACAGGCGCUGCCGCACUUUCCUAAAUUGAAAUCCCCGUCAGAUGAGAGAGAGAGAGGGAGAGAGAGAGAGAGAUAGAGAGACAUAGGGAGUGUAUAGAAUCAGAGAGAGUGAGCGCGUGAGACAGAGAGGGGGGGACUGCAGAACAUACAGGGUCUGGAUGAAUAACCAUGGCAACAGCAGCAGCAGCCGGAGAAGCGCUGCUAUAAACAUUGCGAUUUACUGAGUGAAGGCAGGAGCAGUAAGAACCCUCUGCGGAUAUUAUUCUUCAUCACUGCUAAGGUGAGUCUGUUUUAUUCCCUCGCGUGGCACCCUGACUGCUUUAGUGGGAUGCUUGAUGCGUGCAUGUGCGUGGAACAUGAGAGGAUUGGUAAGCUCGUUGUUUGACAUUAGGGGCAGAGGGCUAAUGUAAACUGCUAACUGGUUGCAGCGAUGUGAGACUGAAUGGAGAGGCUUUUUGCAUGAAGCAAUGAAAGAAAAGAAAAAAAAAACUAGAAAUUUUGCUCCAUUCAUAGAGGAUAUACUUCAAUGGAGCCGAGAGUCUUUGUCUGACAUUAGUAGUCACUGGGCAUUUGUCCUUGUGUAAAGAGACCAAAGCAAACAUACUGAUAAGUUCACAAAGCAGCAAGAUGAAUUUACUGAACAAUAACCUUUCAAAAUAAAAUAAUAUUUUAUUGGAUGAAUUAAAGAUGCAGUUUUUAAAGUAAUCUGAAUAAAUUAGUUAAAAAAUCCCUGACAAGCAAAGCUGCCAACUGGAUGUUUACCAAAGCUGCUCCACAGUGCAGAGUGUACUGUUGAUGAUCAGUUAUUCACAGAUGAUGUAGUCUGAAAUAGUCCUGCAAGGCUGUCUGAUAAGAAUGAAGCAAAGCUCUCACUCUUAAUAAAGACACUGCAGAAUCUUGUUCAGCAGGCUGCGAAAAAAGGGGGGAAAAAUGAAGUUUACAGUAAUGUAAGGUAAAUAGAUUACAGUUAAUCAGACUGGUCAUCCUCUGAUAAAUCAGGGUUCAGGCCCUCAUGUGAUUGGUGUAAACAUCUCAUUUAGUGAACCACACAUCUGCUGUUUCAGAGCUGUUAACUCAAACAAAUCCUUGCUUUCAACAAUUUGGAUGAGCUCACAUACUUUUAUAAGCACUGAAACAGCUGAAUAGUAAAUCAGAAUAGUCAUAACAAAACUAGUUUGCUUUUACAAUCUUGACUUCGGUUUACAUGCUUUGCAGUGCGACAAUUGCUACAAAGGACAUCGUGGUCACAAAUGUAGGAUUUACCAGCCAACGACUGUACCUGCUUUUUGUGCAGAGAGGCUCUUUGAUCAAAAUUUCACUCUGAGAUAUCAAUGACCCCAAUCACACCCUCUCAAAGUCAUACUCCAUCUCCUUUAGCGUGAUAAGAUGGGCCACUUAGUUUGGUUCUUUGCAUUGACAGGGAUUUGGCAUUGUAAAUUUAACAACAGAGAGUCUGAUACAGCUCUGUGCGAGGUUUUAGCAAAUGCCAGAUUAUGGCGUCACAUGACUGCUGCCUCAGUGCUUUCCUGUUAAGGACAUUCUUUCUCUAUGUCCAGUGUGUUUAAAGCAUUUGUAAUACAGAGUAGUCAUACUCUGUUUGAAAUGAAAUACUCCAAAAGCCGAUUCUCACUGUUGAUUCUUUUCCUCUGUAGAAAAAAGGCGCUGUAACUUAUUGGACCUUUGUCACUCAUCCCUGUGAGGUGAUAGUCCUUUGUCUGUUUUGGUGUUCUGCCAAGGGAGCGAAAUGUUAAUGAAUGGAAUAAUGGCUAAGAUUAAUUUCCGACAGCACAUGUACACACAUGCACACAUUCACUCUCACACACACACACACACACAGCUUUGUCACAAUCAGAAGUACAUGGACAUUAAAUCUGCUCAUGGCACAUUCAGUCACUAUGAACAUGUUGCCUCCUCAUCUUCUUCAAAAUGAAAGCCAGGGGUUUAAGUUUCUUACAUGUGAAGGUGGUGCAGUUACUGUUGUUAUCAAGUAUAAACCUCCAACAAGGCCAGCGUGUGCAGCAGCAGCUUGCAUCUGAUGGUCAUAAGACAGCAGAUAGCUAUUUUGCAAUGAUUUGAGUUAAAUGACUUCCAGCAAGUUGCAAAUCAGACAGAGAUUGUUUGUAAAAGUGCACAAGCAGCAAGGAUAAGGAUCAGCUUGGCUACAGGUUGUGCAGAUCUGUGCAGUAAGAGCCUCAGUGUGCAGGUAUCAAUGUACAGCUUGUAAUACCUGCACAAUAUCACAAAUAAACAGUGCUCAAGUAAACAAAAUCACAGCAGCUGGAUUUCAUGGAAACCUUUAACCCAUAUACUGUAUGCACUAGCUGUCACAUAUUUGGUUUUCUUUUAUAGAUAAUAAUAAUAAUAAUAAUAAUAAUAAUAAUAAUAAUAAUAAUGAUAAUAUUGAACAGUUCAGAAAUGUUACUCUCACACAGAUCAAUAUUUUAAGUCUGGUACCACCUUGUAACUUAUUAACAGAAGGGUACUUUGUAAUCCCCUUAAGACAGGCCUGAUGAUUUGGAGAACACAUACAUGUACAGGUGCUAUCUUCAGGUCUAAUUUCCCAGGCCAUAGAGUUUUGGGGGAACACAACCUUGAGAGCUACUUUGUUAGUUAUGCACCAAAUGAGCAACUAAUCUCUUUACAUAACAGCCAACCAGGGCAUUGAUUAAAACAAUGUGAGUGUUUUCAAUAAACUCUCACAAUGCAAAAAUCUUAACUCACUGCAAAUGAAAAGGACAUGAAAACCAAAAUCUUCUCUGUCAGUAUAUUUUUUUUAGAUGGAGGUCUAUGUAUUAUGGCCAUGUAGUACCAUUUUGAUUCAGUCAAAUGAAGCUUUAGCUAGCUGCCAACUAACCUCAAAAUGAUUGAUAAUAAUUUGUCAUGGCGCUAACAACAUGCUUCCCAUAAAAUCAGCGUCUUGGCUCUUUUAAAACACCGGUGGAGAAUUACUAGAUUUUUGUCAAAACUGUUAAAAAAUAGGCCCUCUAGCUUGAGGGGAAUAAAUGUUGGUAGAAGAACUCUAGUGGGAUAAGGAUGUCAGUAUUUAAUCCCCCCUCCUUUGGUUCUCCAAUAAAAAAAAUUAGACCAUCAAGUAUUGUAAGAAUACGUUAUAGUAGUUUUAGCCUUAGGGGGUUGAUUUUUCAUACUGUAGAUCUUUUCUGUAAGAGAUCCAAGUCAGAAUAGCAAAUUUAGAGAUAUUAUCUAUCAGGUCUAGUUGAAGAGUUGCUUCAUCUUCUUUAUCAUCAUCAGCGAGACCAUCAAAGGACACACUGUGUUUCCUGAGAUAAAUGACAGCUGUGCUUCUUGAAGCUGUCAGUGUGGGUGUUCUGGUCCAGGCCUCGCUGAUGUGAUUAACUUAUUGGUGGAUUUUCAACGUAGGUUGACACUCAGUCCAUGUGAUGCAGGCGUGUACUGAUUGUUUUGUUUGAGAUUAAAUGCAGCCUACAGUUUUCAGCCUUCUCUUCAUGUCCACCUAAAAAUUGCAAUAGAAGUAAGCCGCUUCUUCUUCUUCUUCUUCUUCUUUGACUCCUCAUGAAGCAGGAAACAGAUAACCAGGAUGUUGGCUUGAAUAAGGAGAGCACUGACGCAGCCUCAGCUAGCUUAAUCAACACCAAGGAAAACACUAGCUGCACAUACUGCAGCGCCUCAUAGGCUCACAUCAAAUGACCUUUAUUACCCUCCUGACAAAUCACAACUGCCUUUCUCCAUUGUUACCCUCACAGAGGGACACAAAGUGUCUUUCUUAUGUGUGAUGAGUUUGUCAAUGUGACAUGAAAUGCAGAGUCAGCAAGAAGAGACAAAACAGUUAUGUCACUUUCCUCUCUGCUGGCAGCAGUGGCUGCAGCUGAUGUACUGUGUUAGAGAAGGUGACUGACUUUCUCACAACUGUUUGGAUGCACAUUCAACCCUGUAUGUUUGUAAGCUUUAACAUGGACACGGCUGCUUUUAAGCACAAGUUCAGGUUAGACUGCAGAUUUACUGCUCCCUCUUUCCCCAGACUUGGCUAAGAUCCUUAUAAUUCAUCUUGUCAGCAUAAGUGAGGUGGAUGGUAGACGAGACUGGUUCCCUGCCAAUUGAAAAAGACACCUUUGCUUCGCCUAUUUUCAGUAAUGAAAUUGAGCUGUUGGGAAGGGACCCUGAAUACAUUUCUCUGCUCAUGAAGUGAGAAAUUGAAACUGAUUGUGAAUUAAUCUCAACAUUUUUGCAUGUAUAUGAAGAAAUCCCCCAAAAGAGUUAUUUUACCUUUUCAUUGACUAAAGGCACCUGCAUUAGGACCAGACAUAUUUGUUGUGGUUGCAUUUACUCUCUUUUUCUUUCCCACUUUCUCUCUUUUUCUAGGCCUAUCCAGUCUUGGCAGAUGGCUGAUCACUGGGGAUGUGUGUGUUUAGUCAACUAAAUGAUCACUCUAGCGAGUCAGCAGAAGAAUUGCUUGUCAGCUAAAAAAAUUAUCAGUAUUGUUUAUUUUGUAGGCCUGAAAUACCAGCCACUACCACCUGCCACUCGCCAGGGUUGUAGCUCAGUUAAUGCUGACUGACAUGCUGCUGUGAUGCUCUACUACUAAGAUGGAAACAAGCACAGGUGACAGACGGCAUCUUGUAGCACAGUGUGGUAGUGUUUUGAUAGUGAAGAUAAAUUGUAUGUAGGCUGUGUAUGGUUAACUUUACAAAACAUCCAUUCUCAUAAACAUCCAAUGGCUAAGGUUUUAGAGUGCAGCAUGAAGCAGCAUCACUUGACUAAGCUGGAAUCUGAAGAUUUCCUGAGUCAUAUACAGGACGGGUGAUUUUCUUCCUCCACAAUGACAUCUAAAAACCUCUGACCUGCUGACCUCAGGUCUGGCUCUGCUCACUAUAGUGGUCUGUUAUUGUAGUUUAGUUAAACAUGAUCUGGCAUCAACACUGAGUGUUUUAUUUUGAAAAUUAACCAGGUGUUGUUCUGAUGUCUGACUUACUGUCUUCGUCGAUCGGCCCUGUGGUGAUGGAUCCAUCAUACUCCACCAUCUGUCAGAAGUAGAGGCCAUGCGUAUCUGCUGCUCUGGAUUUCUAGAGCUGGGAAAGAGCAAGCAAUGAAACAGUUUCAGACAUUUGAGCUUCCUCAAGACCACCACCUUCUUAACUUGCCCUACACUGGAGGAUCUAGAAACAAUUAAAAUUGAAACAAGUGAUUUUUUUCUCUGGAAAAGCUAUAGUGUAUAUAAAAAUCAUAGCACCUGUCCAGAAGGGUGAAACUCAGAAAAGUAAUUAAAAUAUGAGCUGAAACAAUAACUUUAAGAUGUUUUAGUGUGGUCAAAUGACAACCCACCAGAUUUACCCAAAAAGUGUGUAAGGGCGGAAUGCACAAUGGUCAGGAUUUUUCCAAACAUGACAGCUAAUUUUUAGUGUCAUCUUUAAAACCCCUCUCUGUAAAGUUAAGUUGUAAAAUCACCAGCUACUUUAUUAGGUUCACCUUUCUAGUAACAGUUUAGGGGCCCAAAGUGUGCCAAGAAAAUGCUGUAUCUCCCAAACUAUUAAACCACCCCCACUAACCUAAACCGUUAAUACAAGGCAGGAUGGAUCCAUGCUUUUAUAUUGUUUUCGCCAAAUUCUGACCCCACUGUCUGAAUGUCACAGUGGGAAUCCAGACUCAUUAGAUGUGGCAAGCCUUUUCCAGUCCUUCUAGUGUCAAUUUUAAAUAGUCGCCUCAGUUUCUUAUUCUUAGCUAACAGGAGUGGUGCCCAGUGUGAUCUUCAGCUGCUGUAGCCCAUCUGCUUCAAGGUUCGAGCAGCUGUUGUAUGGUAUUCUGCAUACCUUGGUUGUUACGGAUGGUUGUUUGACUUACUGUAGCCUCUCUGUCAUCUUAAACCAGCCUACCCUUUCUCCCCUGACCUCUAACAUCGACAUUUUAAUUUUCGUCCACGCAACUGUUGCACAUUGGAUAUUUUCUUAUUUUUGGACCAUCCUCUGUAAACUUUAGAGAUGGCUGUGCAUGAAAAUCUCAGUAGCUACAAUAUUUGAAAAACCCCAAACCAGCCUGUCUGGCACCAACACCAUGUUUUACUAUAGUUUAAGAGCAUCUCAUCAUAAAAGCUAGCUAAAAAUGCUUUACAGGAUUCUCCCAUCAACUUUAAAUCAUGAGCAUCAAAAGGAGAAGACUGUGUAUUUAACCAACAGAGUUUAUCUUAGCAUACUUAGCUUGCUAGCUACAGCUGAUCAAAAAUGCUGGGCACAAAGUCAUCUGUAGCCCAUGAAGAAAGUGCUGACUCUUCUGAAUACUCUUGUCUGAAUUUAAGAUCCCUUGUGUCAAGGAUACUUUGAAUUGAAAUGGUUUCUGCCACUCUUUUAACCACAAACUACACAUGCAAGAAUGCUCUGCUUUAAAGGCAAAGCCAUCACAGCUAAUGAGGCAGAGAUACGCCAGUCAAUUGCUAAUAAAAAACAAAAAGAUUAAAGCUGCCAAAUUGUGUUGCCAUGGUCGGAAGAUCAGUGGGGUUUUUACAUAAUCUCUGCACCUGAACAAACUUUAAUUAGCAGCAAACUUUGCACUUUAGUUAAAGCAAAUUAAUGUCUCAGGAUACCCCAGUGCCAGAGCUGUGGUGUAAUAUAACCAGCCUGUCAAGAUAAAUUUUCACUGCUUAAAGAAAGUGGACCAAGACUUCAAAGCUUUAAAGCCAGCCUAACAGAGAACUGACCAUAACACACCUGAGAUAACACACCUCUUAAAGUUUUAUUCUGACUCUGUUUCUGUUUUGACACUUAUGUCUGCAUCACCUCUCAAUUACUCGCAUCUGUUUAUACAACACUAACUGAACAUCACAUCAAUGCGAGGGUUAUAUUUCAAAGCCUUCAAUGGGGGGUUAUUUGAUACACAAUGCUGUAAAUACUGUCAGUGUCUCAUCUUCUGCCUGUUGGAGGGAGGUCAAUUCUUAAAGAGCUUCAGCUUCCACGGCAAUACUUUCCUCAAUACUUUCAUUUUAAAAAAGCAUGUUUAGAAGUGCGGGGUAACAUAUAACCUUGAUCAUUGCCAAAGACUGCAUGUGCACUGAGCCUGCAAUAUGUUGGACAGAGGUUAAUAUUGAUCUUUGUAUUCAAUGUUGUUUAGCUUUGCCCUUUACAGUGUGUUUGAUCCAACACAUUUGUACUUAAAAACAUCAAAUGUAUAGGUAUGAGUAAAACUACAUCAAAAAACUUUUGAGAUUUUAUUUGAGGAAAGGGGAAAGGAGAACUUGGUUUUCUCUGAAACACAAAAAUUAAGUUGAUUGAUUUAAGUCUUGAGAUCUAAAUACUGAAUGACAAAUUUUAUCCACAUUUUAUUUCUCCAAAUAAAAUGAGAGUGAUAUUAAAUACGACCUGUGUUGUUGAUGCUAUCAGACAAAAACACUUUGUCAACAGGAGAACCAGAAACAUUAACUUUUAAUGAGUGUCGCCUUUCCCUCAUUUAGAAUUAUAUGUGUGAUCUGGUUGUCUCUGAUGUUAAGCUUGCCAUUCACAAUUAAUAACUGUUAUGUGGUUUCUAAGAGAUUUUAAGAAUUUUAAUUUUUUAUUCAUUGUUAUUUUUAUUUCUAUUUAUUGAUUGAAUAAAUCCUCUAACUAGGUUCUUUCACAGUUUUGAAAGAGUUGUUUCCUUAUAUUUUCAACAUUUACCUUAACAUUUAUAUUCAUAUUUACACCCCGUCCAAGGUGCAUAUCAGAAUCAGAAUCACAAGGAAUUUGACAAAGUAUGUACAAACUUGAACUAGACAUUUAACUUUUAUGUACAAGACAGUUGCGCAAUAGUGCAAUGAUAAAGAGUGCGGUGGAGUGAGGAGUGGCUGUGAAUAAAUAUACAUGUCAUUAUAUUACAGGUGGGUUGUGCACAUUAUGUUUAACAACAAUAAAAAUAAUAUUAAAUAUUGUGUGUAUAAGUGUAUAUCUAUUGAGACGAAUGUUUAUAGAUUAAUUGUCUUACAGUUAUUACAGUCAUUUACAGUCAUAGUGGUCUUUCUGCAGCUCUGUGAGCGUUAGGAGUUUGUCAGAGAAACCAAUUCUGGAUGUUAUCAGUCCUCUCUCUUUAUGGACUGAAGGAUUCAUAUCACCUUUGCAAACAGAGGAAAUACAUGUGAGCGUGAUUGAGAAACGUGGUCUCAUUUACCUCAUUUGUCUGAUACCUCUGUGUUUGUCUUCUUAUUUGACAGGUGAUGAGUGGGAUUAUAUCAUGUCUGAAGUUCAGGGAACAUUGGAGUUUUCUGUAGAGUUGCACAAGUUUCACAAUGUGGAUCUCUUUCAAAGAGGGUAAGUAAUUAUCAUCUGUGCAGAAAUCACAUUUUCAGUUACAUGAUGUUUGUUUGUAUUACCCGACUCCACAGAUGGCAACCCAGCAUGAACAUAUUUCACACUGCCUGCUGACGAGGUUUCCACACAUUUGAGUAUUUGACAAAAGUAGCUGUUCCUUUGUUAGUUAUUGACUGUUUACUUAAAAUGACCAAAAAAUUUACUUAGAUGCAAAAUGUUGAGUUGUAAUACACACAGCUUAAACAAUAAUACUUACAAUGUACGAGAAAUAAUUAAAAAAAAGACUUUUGUUUCUAUAGCUAUGACAGGUACUACAAAGCUAUUUUCUGAGUUGUACUUAUUUGAUAUUAGUGACAAGGGGCUUUUCAGUAUGCCUAUUCUUGUCUUGAAACAUAGUGUCCUUAAGAUGCACUUUUUGAUUUUAAUUCAAAUGCAGCCAACUGAGUGUAAAACAAAUUAUUUCCAUCUGUAUUAUCACCACCUGCUGAUCAAUUUAGUUUAAGAUUAAACUUAACUUUCUGUGUUGGUAUGUUGUGCUAAUUAUCACAUUUUUUUUUCCAAAAAAUAAAUUUGAGAAGUUGAAAAUUUCCUUGAUUUGGGUUGUGGCUUGUUCAUACAGAAUGGAUGUCAAUGGGUAGUGAAGCCUCCAUGAGAACAGCACCUCCUGGUGACUGGUUGCAGUAUAGGUCAUGAACCCCGCCUCCUCUAGCAAAAUUAAUGACACAGAAUAUAAAAUUUUCUUCCCCCGGUUAAGAUGUUGACAGUUAUUGUAAGACUGGUUUGUGCUCAAGUCCUCUUUUCUGUACAGCUCCAUUUUAAAAGUUAUUAGGGGUUUAUGUUUUUCUAUGAUUUACACUUAAUACAGCCUAUGUAUGUGCGAAGGCUGUGUGGGACAUCUGGGGGUGUGGGACAUCUCUGUUUAAGCAGAGCAUCAUCACAGCAAAUCUCACAUUGAACGCUACUGCACAACUGCAGAUGUCAGGAAAUGGAAAAAAUACCAACAGCAAUUUGGCUUUAAAUUCGUACAAUGACGGGAGGCGGAGCCCUGUUGUUCAUUCUAUAUACAGCCUAUGGUUAUUGCCCACACAUAACAGGGUGCUUCUGCUACACACUUAACCAUCAGAAAUGAAAUGCCUACAAUAACAGCUCUGAACAGUGAAAAAAUAAGUAAGCAUAAUCCCUCUUCGUCUGCUUUUAGAACAGGCCAACCUGUGGACACAAAAUUUGAACCCAACAUUGGCUGCACUAAGAAGAGUCAGUGAGGGUAAAAGGUCAAUAAACAAUUUUCAUCAGAAUUUCAGCCAAGUUUUGGGGGGUAAAAGAGGUCAUGUUUAUCCUGCACUGAUGUGUCUGCAGGAAGAUUAAAACCUCUCAUCAGCAUGGUGGCCCUCUAAACCACUGAAACACUGGCUUUAUCAAAAUGAUUUUUCCCCCUAAAUGGGAUGGGUUAAAGCUUUAUCAUGGUAAUCCCUUCAGCUGAGUGCACUGUAAUAUGCCUGUGUUUGUUGGUGUCCAUAGUGCCUCAGAUAGCAACAAAUAUCUGAUGGGAACAUCAAAUAUACUUGGAUUCCUUUGUCGAGAUGAAGCACUGUUAGAAAAAUGGCUCAGUGACUGGAAGCUAUGCAUACACAAAGCAGAGUAAUUGCUGAAAUCAACAAAAACUGCUGCACCAGACUUUAGGACCACACCGCUGAAUACUUUGUUGGAUACUGAUUGCAUUAAAAAUGCAGAUUAAAUCUGCAUUUGAUUGUUUGAGGGGGUGGCAGCAAUAAUCAUAACAGUUUUGCAUUUUCCCAAUGCAGGAAACAUACAGUAUGAGUACCCAAAUUUAAACACAGCUGCUUUCUUUCUUUCUUUCUUCCUUUCUUCCUUCCUUCCUUCCUUCCUUCCUUCCUGGUUAGUUGUUAUUCAAAUAAAACAAAAACUAUUAAUUCCUGCCAUCUAAAAGUAAACAAGUAAAUUAUCAUGCAAUAAAAAGAUAACUUGACAACUACUCAAUAGACGAUUGGAAAUCUCUGCUGUAAGAGGUAAUGCGUUAUCUCCUGACCACUUCCUAGCUAUUGACAUGACCUCUUUUACCCUGUCUAGAGCUGUUAUUUAUUUAUUGACCUUCAAAACCUUUCCCGUGCUCUUCACAGUCAAGCCUCCAUCUUUAGGAGCAACGUCGCUAACACACUGAUGUGAUGGCUGUGUUCACAGCCAUGCUUUGGUCUCUCAGACUGCCAAUGUGUCCCUGGAGAGCUGAGAUGUGCUUUUACACAGAGCUAGGUCGACUUGAACUGACAAAGUGACCUUUUCAAAGAGAUGUUUUUCUAUUGCUACUUAUAUAGUGAGAUAAAACUAUAAAAAGUAUAUAUUUUUUAAUAUUAGUGAGACAGCUUGAUGUUGUUUUUACAUUUAUACAACUUCUUCAUGACUCUAGUUAUUUACAAGCUCGUAUAAUUAAAUCAUUUAAUUACUGUAUUCAGCCUCGGUACUAUGAGACACGUCAAAGCCUUUUAACAGAGGUGCAUUAAUAUUCAUUUAGUAUCAUUUUUAACAGACAGCAUCACAUUACCCCUCCUUUAGCAUCUUAACAUUGGCUUACAGUCUGUUUUAGAGUUGAUUUUAAGAUUUUACUCAUCACUGUUAAGACAGUAAAGGGUCUGGCUCCAAACUAUAUAACAGAACUUUUAACUCCCUAUGAGCCAGCCUGCACCCUGAGAUCCUCGGGUGGGGGGCCUCUUAGUCGUUCCAAAGUUGAGACUUAUAACUAAAAGUGACAGGACCUUUUCAAUCAGGGCCCCUCGACUUUGGAACGACCUCCCCGAGGAGAUCAGGCGUGCACAAACAGUCACUGCUUUAAAAUCACGUCUUAAAACUCAUUUUUAUAGACUUGCUUUUAUGUGAUUUCGUCUUCUUCAAAGCCUUUUUUUGGGCUCCUACAAUGUUUUAAUGUCUUCAUUUUAAUGACGUCUCAGCUCAUGUGACAUUCAUCAAAGCUUUUAUGUCUCCCACUGAUUUUUAUUUGAUUUUAUGUUAUUAUUGCCAGUCAUGUGUCAUUUCCCCCAAGUGUUCUCUUGUUGUUGUUAUGUUGUUUUUAUCUCACUUGUUUUCCUGCAUGUUCAAGCACUUUGUAAGAUCUUGUUUUUAAAAGUGCUAUAUAAAUAAAUUUAUUAUUAUUAUAAUUAUUAUUGUUAUUAUUUAAGAAGACAUUAUCUAGUAUCUAAGUGAAGUCAGUUUGACUGUCUGUCUGUUUCCUCCUUGUGUCAGGUUCUAUCAGGUGCGAAUAGGGUUAAAGGUCUCACCUCGAGUGCCCCACAGGUUGAUAGCAACAACACCAGACAAUGCAGGUAAGAGAAUGUGACCUUUUCCUCUAUAAUUUAUACACUACAAACACAUACAAUUUUCAGACAUCAUGGUACUUUCGCGACUCACUUAAGUCCCCAAGCUCCCAAUUUGCUACAUGGCUCUCUGUGGUAGUUUUCUGUUUUUGCACGUGUUUGUGCAGCAAACUUCAGUUUUCUAGGUUUAAUAAGCAGUACUCAUACGCAGUCAUGAAAGGAUAAUGAGACUAUGAGUCCUUGUAUGGGUAAGGAAAGCUAAUAGCUCCCUGUUUCUUCUUUCCUGUUUAUUUGUUGGCAGUUUACAUCUCUUUGUCAUCAUUUUGCAUUCUGGGCUUUAAAUAUCGACAAAUUAUGCUCAACGUUUAAUCCUCCAGUUCAGAUCUUGUUUGAACAGGUUGUGUUUUACACACUGUGGUCUAUAUCAACAGGAGGACUGACUGUGAGAAAAUCUCAUUCUGCACAGGGAAUUGAGUAACAUGCUUUGUGCGGUUUGUGCUUGUCUUUGAAGUCUACAUGAACACAAUAAUUUCUCUGUGUUAAAGUGUGUUCAGAAAGUGUUUCUUGUUUCCUGUACUUCUUUUGAAACUAGAAACAUCUUCUUGUAAAGGAUCACAAAAUAAAAUGGACCUUUUAAGUGUUAUCGAGCAGUAUAACAUAAUUGUUGGGCAGGGUUUAGCUGGAGGCAAAACAAUCCUCUAGACAUCGUUAGACAAGAAGGAGGCGGUAGUUAGGUAGGUGUUUAGUUUUGGUGGCUAACAAGGAUAUCAGCAUUGAUGUAGCUAAAGCGCUAAUAUUGACAGAACUGUCAGUCAAUACAUUUACAUGACACUCAAUAAAAAAACAAACUAUUGCCUUACUCUGAAGACCGGACAACUGAGGUGCACGUAAACACCUUAGUCCGACUAUAAUCGGAGUUUGAGAACUCUGAUUAGAGUCGGAGAACUCCGAUUAAGACACCCAGAUAAUGCGAUUGGAAUUUAAUUUCUCUACCAUGUAACCAGCGCAGUCGAAGUGUGAUUGAACAAUGCAUGCAGGUGUGCGCCACGCCCCCGUAACCCCCGAACAAAAACACCAGAAAAGUGGAGUAGCAUGCAUCUCAUCUGCAGAAAAAGUAGCGCGUACAUCAUGUACGCCAAAAACAACAUUGUACGAUGCUCCAUCUUCUUCUCGAAAACACCCAGCAGCAGUUGUAGCCACUUCUGACGUCUGGCACGGACCUGCUGUUGUUGGACACAGCGCCGCUGAAAAGACCGAUAUCGCCCCCGUCUAUAAUUCGAUUUUCUCAGCUGCAUGUAUACACGAACAAGGAGAGAAGUCCGAUUCGGCAAAAAAAAAAAAAAGUAUGAGCUUAGUCCGAUUAAGCUGUGCAUGUCAACGCACUGAGUGAAAUAUACUCUCUGUAGAGGCAUACCUGAAAACUUAGGAGGAACUGACAUUUAUGAGAUUCACAUCACGUAAAACAAUUUAAUGAAAUAAGAACAAGAAUUAAUGUGAUUGUCUGUGGACUGAAAUAUAGUUGAAAUAUAGUACAGCUUAUGACUCUUAGGUGGUAGUUUAUGUGUCGCCCUAUCUCACAGUAUUUGCUUUCCUUUGCAUUCAGCAAAUUCUGUGACAUUGGUCCUAAAAGGGUCUCUGUUAUGUAUUUGUCGUCUCAUGGCUGUUCAUCGGACGUUCAAUCAUCAGUUUAAGACACGAACUAAUCUUUUCUUAAAAUAAAGCAACCCACAGACUCAGGAGGAAAAUAAAACACCCAUUUAUUUUGACAUCUGCUUAUUGAGCUGAAGAGGAUUUAACUCAGAAUGCAGAUUAAGCUUUCACUUUAAUUUUGAACAAAAGCCAAAGAAUAAAAGUAAGUGAAUUGAUUUUUUUUUUUUUUUUUAAGUAACUGUACUGGAAGACAUUUUAUUCCUGUGUUAAAGCCAGUGUCCUGCCAUCACCGUUUGGAAUCACAGAAUGAGAGUAGUGUCUGGGGAUUUUAUUGCUCUACUGUGUCUCAGUGAUUUAGGACACUUGGCUGUCUUUGAGUCUGCAGACAAUCUCACAUCUCUAAUAACUUUGAAACCAAAUGGGAACAAGAUGAUAUUACUGGUUUUAAAUGCUAAUCAGUUCCCCCUCCCCCCUAACCACUUUUUGAAAUAACCAUGGGCAAUCUUUAAUACAUUUUUGAUCAACUGUAGCAGCGACAUUAAAGUUGCACACAUUUCUUUCAAAAUAAAGCCCAAAGGUUGUUUUUUAAAUUAAGAUAGUGUGGAUAACGAGAAUGAAUCCAUGAUAACGAUUUGGUAAAUGGGUAUUUAAAAGUAGCACUUUUAUUCAUGCACUGUUUCCAUUCACUGAUUUCUCUAAACAAUGACUUGCAGAUAAUUUAUAACAUGAAAAAUCCCUCGCAUGUGCCGCCUUCUUUGUAUUCAAAGGUUGUGCUACAGUGUGAAUCUGCCCAAGCAUCAAAUCUGGAUCUCUGGCAAUGCAGAAAGCUGUUUCACUGGCAAAACUGAUUCACAGUAAUAAUGGCUAUUUUUAGCUCAUGGCUGGGACCGUGUGUGUGUGUGUGUGUGUGCGUUUCUGUGUGAUUACGCGCUCUGAUCUUUCUGUACUUGUGGGGACCAAUUUCUCACAGUGCGACCAAAGGCUCUAAUGAAAAAACACCCUGGAUUGUUAAAAUUUAGAUCCAAGUAGUUAGAUUCUCAAUUCAGGGGAAACUAAGACUUGAGCUUAAGGCACAUCAUUUCAGUGGAUAGGGAAGAAAAUAACAAGGGCUGUAGCAUUUCUAUUUAAAUUGUCUCACAGCUAUAGCAAACCUAAUAUGAGGUAUGCGUCUGUGUGUCGCGUUUGUGUGUGUAUGUGUGUAUGAGACGUGAUGGCAAGGACAUUGCUGAUUGAAAAGGCGAUGUGUCUGAGAUGAGACAAUGAUUCAUGUCAUCUGGUGUUUUCUGCAGGAACACAGAGAUGGGAAUUCCACCAGGGAGGAUCAUUUCAUCCACUUCAUUUGUUCAUAGUUGGAGAGAAAUCCUAAGAAGAAUAAAUAUAAUACGUUGUAAUAGAAAUGUUAAAAAUAGCCGUUCAGCGGUCUCACUCUCAAUAGUCUAUUUUAAGUGUGCUAAAUCCUGGAGGUGCAGUUUUACAUUAUUUGAGUUGGGAAGGGUAGUACAGAAUAGUUCAGAGUGUACAGUACAGUGGAUUAUAGUAUUUGCAAACAGACUAAUUAACAUCAUUUAGUUGUUAUACAUGUUAUUAUCUUUGUCCACCCUGUGAAUCAAGGAAGUCAAAAUAACUUAGCUCCCUUUUUCCUCUUUAUGUAUUUAAUGUACUUAUAUAAAAUGUUUUUUUCCUGAUUGAGCACAGGGAGUAAUUCGACGGACAUUAAAGAAGUUAAACACUCAAGACCACUUCUGUGUGAAAAAAAUCAGUUGAAGGGACAUAAACUGUUGUUGUCCCUGGCUAUAUGAAGAAUUGAAUGCCUUUUGUAACCAAAAUCUAUAAAGACUAUUUAACUUUAUUUUAUUCUUUAUGUAACAAGUAUAUGAACCUACCAAUAUAGUUCAACUUUAAUCAGUUUUUAGAAUAUUAUCAGUUAAGUUUUUGAAGUUUUACUUAGAUGUUUAUUACAAAAUGAAUGUCUUAACAAUUAUAAUAUAUAUAUAUGUAUAUAUAUAUAUAUAUAUAUAUAUAUAUAUACACACACACACACAGUAGCCAAGUCAUGGCCAUGCAGGUGCAGCAAAAGCCCAGUCUGUCUCUUUGUAUCUGAGAAAACUUACUUCUCCCUCCCAUUUCCUGUUAGCUAACCACAUACUGUCUAUAAUCAAUCAAUACAUUGGUCAGUCAGUCAGUCAGGCUGUCUGUUUUUACUUUAUCUUGCUGCCUGCCUAUAUAAAAGUCUACACUUUAUGAUAUAUUAACAUAAGCGAAAAUAAAAUGUGAGGACAAUUCAGCAGAUAGUUGCUGCAGGGGCAGGAGUUUGAUAUUUGCAUGAUCUUUAAAAUCCCAAUCGCAGACAACUAAAUGUGUCACAAUAAGUUAAAAUGCAAUGUAGGUCUUUUUUUGUUGUUGUUGUUGCAGUGACACUACUAUAUCCUUUUACAUUCUGCAGAUAAAUUCCUGGAAACUCAAAAUACUCCAUUUCAAAUAACCUCUGGAGUGCAAAGAAUUUUAUAUCCGUUUCUCAGUUUCCACAGUUAUCUUGAAUUAAUGUUUCUUGAGUCAAUUUAGCAAAGUUGAUAAAAGUUAAUGUCCCAUUUUCAAAUUUGCCAAUAAAUUAAAUAAUUCAAAUACUUAAAUUUAGGUUUCGAUUCAUGAGUCAUGCAACGCAAAAACUGCUGGCUCUGGCUCACUGCUUUUAAUAAAGAGAUAAAAGGUUUAAAACAUAAACAUAACUUUUUUUUUUUAUUGAUCAAUUUCCUAAAGACCAGCAGAGAGGUGCAGUGACUAUGUAAUUUUUUAUGUGUAUGAGUUAGCACUGGGUUGUUUGAGCAUCAUUAUAUUACAGUAAACAGGGCUAUCUUCAUUACCAUCAUCCUUUCAUGUUCACAAUAAGCUGGGGUGAUCGCUUGUUUGGAUAUUAGCAUACAGCCCUCUGGUCUAUAUCAACAUCUUACAUUUUUAAAAGGCUGCAUCAUAUGUUGCCAAUGAGGAGCGCUGCUGCAGUGUACAUUACAGCAGAGAGCAUAUCCGUAUUGGAAUUGGAAGGCUGCAGCCCUCCCCUCCCUUCCUUUUCCCCCUUUGCAGCUCCUUCAACAAGGUCAUGUAUUAAGCCUUAACACCAUGCUGGCUGAAUCCUGAGCAUAGCCGCACCAGCCAGGAAGAGGAAAAAAAACAUCCAUCAUACAAAGACACAGGAAAUAAUCCCUGACCGUGUUCUCUGUGAAAGUAUAUGCUUGACAUUUCAAUUGUCUGUGCCCUUCAGACAAAUGAAUUGUGCAACACACUCAACUGAAGCAUUUAAUAACUGUGAUUCACGCACAAUAACCUGGUAAAUUCAAAGUCAGAAUGCUACCUGAGAGGAUUGGAUUGCGAUUUUAGGUGUCUACUAGUACAAGGACUGAAAUUCUCUCUCAUAUUAGUACCAUGAAGAGCAAAUACGCGCAGACUAGUUUUGUGUGUUUUGUAGAUAGAGAGUGACAGGUACAUAGACACUCUCUUACCCAGCAGAUGUAGAACACCAGGGGCUGUAAGCAGAUUAUUUCCAGGACUGAAUCACUGUGGCUAAACCUUAGGGGCAUUUCAGCAGGUUUUAAUCAUGCCGGAUGUGAUAACUCCCCAGUACCUGUGAGAACUGCAGUGUGCAAAGUGUAAGAAACUGUGUGUUGGUUUGAUAUAUUUCAGUGCGUUUACGCUCUUCAACAUAAACGACACUCCUGCUGUGAUUUUUUAAUCAUGUAAAUGCCUAUAAAAACAACAUGACAGGCACAGUGAUCAUAUUAAAUGUGAAAGUGUAAGAGUACAGAAGUAUCAAUCAAAUAAACACUAUUCUUUGUGUAUUGUUAUUUUGGCUUUAAAAGGGGGAGGAUUAUGCAUUUUUUUCAGACUAUAUUUCUUCUCUGAUACCUCUUUAAUAGCUUGACAUAAUUUCAAGAUCAAAGAAAGCCUCACAUAUCUCACAGUGGUGUAUUAAAAUGUCAUUAUUUCAGUCUCUAUCUGAAACGCUUUGUUUUAGCUGCUGUCUCUUUAAGGCCCCCCGCCACAAGCCUACUGUCUUCUCAAUGGCCAUAUAAAUAUAUAUAUAUAUAUAUAUAUAUAUAAUAUAUACAUAUACAUACAUAAAUAUGUACACUAUUUUGAUUCAUAUUGUCAGUGGUCCCCAACCUUUUUUGUACCAGGGACCAGUUUCAUGCUUUUUCCAUGGACCUGGUAGGAGCAUGGAGGUUCCAAUAACAAAAACCUUAAUCAGUACAUAGUAUGUGAUCUGGAUAUAACAAUUACAUUUUUUUCAUUACACUUAAACAUCAACUCACCAUAAUGCAGAAUCAACCCUUUCUCUCUCCAGUGAACUCUGUUUUAGGCUCAUUUUUGCAAGAGCUAGCUUGUGUUGCUGAUGCAGGAAAAUGACGUGCCGAAGAGUCAAGCGAGUGGGUGAGGCGAUGGCGGAAGUGGUGGUCUUUCAAAAUAAGAUACUGUGAGAACAGAUAAAAAAAAAGAAUUAUAAUCAUUGUUAUUUUUUUGCGGCCCAGUAUUAAUUGAUCCACAGACCGUUACCGGUCCAGAGCCCUGUGGUUGGGGGCCUCUGCAUAUUGUGAUCUGACUUGUUCACAGUAGGCAGAUACUUUUAAAAAACAUAAUUUUAACGUAAGAGAAAGAACCAUAUAUAACACAUUUAUCAAAAUUAUUUGGCCAUAAGCAGAUUUAAGCUUCAGAUAAGAUUAAAAAUGUGUUAUUUCAGACAUGUUUUUUUAUGUAUUUAAUGACAAUCAAAAUAUUGAUCACCCCGUGCUGUGGCUCUGUGGUGGAUUGAGGUGCAUGACAGCAACACAGCAUAACAGAUCAGACUGGUUUGGACCAGUUUAUCAGUAUACCCUGUUUACAUCGUCGUAUGUUUACUGAGCCCUCAAAAAAGUCACGUGUGCAGAUUUGUGUUCAUGCAUUUACAAUCAGGGUGCAUAGAUUGUUAUCCUCAUUACGGAUUUGCAUGAAGGCCUUAUUAUUUUUUUCUUUACCUUGGCACCUCAGGGAUCCUUCCAUGUGUUUUAAGUAGAGGUGUAACCGAUCCAUAGGAGACAGGGUUACCAACUGAAGCUGAGGGUUCUGGCAGGGCUGUGGCUGGUUGAGGCUAAAGUAUACUGAGGAGGAAGGAAGGUGGCACAGUGGAGAGGCUUGGUGUGGAUUGGCGCUGGAGCUCAGUGGUGGGAGGCACUGGAGGCAAGGACAGGAGACAAAAGAUUAGUCACAAGAAAAUGUUUCCAAGGGCCAAAAUCAGCUUUCUAAACUGCAAAGACUGCUAACACUGACCAACAAUACCACAGUGAGAGCGGUAAUCAUCUGGCAGAGUGGAUGGGUUGAGGCAGGGUAGCUGCAGGUGGUUGAGAGAUGGGGUGCAGGUGUGAAUGCAGGAACUUCUGAGAAACCAAAUACACAGAAAAGAAACACUGAAAAGUAUGAAAAAAAAGAAGAAAAUACUAGAUUGUGACAAAUGGGUCGAUUACCUUAAUGUACAGACUGCUGUUAAAAGAAAGAGUGCAGAAAUGCAACAACAAGCAUGCCCUGUCCAAACUCGCAGGAAUUUUGAAAUUUGCAUAAAACUUUUUUGGGGUUUUUUUUUUUCCAGCUUUUAAUAUGUAAGUUUUGCUCUAUGUUCAAUUGAAUGUUUGUAGGGUCAAAAUGAUUUAAAACUGUUAUAUUCUGUUUGUAAUGACAUUUUACACAGUAUAUCAAAGUUUAUGGGGCUGGAAAAAGAUAAUUUUAAAGGUACAAAGUGAGAAUGAAUGAUUGUUGUAUUGGCUUCUUGUCACAUUGUCAUGCUGUUUCUUUCUGUUUCUGCUCUUCCCUUGCAUGCAAAAAUCAUUGCUUUCAAUGUCAAAGCAGACAUCACAGCAAAACAGCCUCCCUUUCAGGCUCUUAUCACGAGCUACAUGAUGCAAGGUUCAAUUAAUCCUGUCAAACAAGCUGCCAUUUGAAGGAUGUAAAGAGUGUGAAAGCAGCCAGGGCAACUGCAGCAGGUAGAUUGUAUGAUUUAGUGUCUUUUGGCAUACCGGAGAGCCAAGCAGCACAUGAGAGAGGGCAUAGAAGCACCUGAGGGAGUCCUUCACAGGUCAAACACAAAUAGAAAAUCAUUUAUGUUAAUUCCUGCGCACUGUCUAAUCCACCUCACUCCUAUGUCUGCAGACAGAGGGCAGACAGAACAAAACAAAAUAAACAAAAGGAGACAUGCUGAAAACUAAAGUGUCAAAUUUGUCUGACUGAGAGGCCGUGGUGCCGACACAGCGACACAACUUCUUCCACAAACAGAACAUACCUGCAGGGAUUAACGCUGCGUCUGUCACACAUCCAGCCGGUCUUUGACAACCGUCACGCACCCGGACAUCCGUCAUCCCGGCUGGGGCUGCUUGAAGCUGCAAGUAGUGACAGUAUUAUCAGGAGGAGGCCCGCUGUGAGACGGAGAGUGGGACUGAGAUAGAAAAGAGCAGAACCUCAGCAGGCAAUGUCAGAGACCCUUGUGACUCACAGCUGGACUGCAGCUCUGCCAUGAAAAGGUCUUAUAGAGACAAAAGUAAACCGCCCAUACAUUGGACAACAAAAGAGUUCUCCAACAUGGAGGAAGUUGAUCACAAUACCAGGGGUCCUGAACUAUUAACAGUUAGAAUAGUACAAAAUUAUAUAUAUAUUUUUUUCCUGUUUAUGAGAAUACUGUUAUAUCUAAAUGUACCAUUGACAACACAUACCAACUAAUCUUCAGAUGGACAGUUUUGUAAAACGAUUCAGAAUAAAGGCCUGCUCCUAUGAAAACAUUAUCUACAUCCAAAACCACCACAUACUGGCUAGGAACGAAUAAUUACCCAUCAAUGGUCAAUUUCCAAUAUUGUAAUUCAUUCCAUCUCUGCUCUAUUUGAUUUUAUAAAUUAUGUAUUUGUGGUCCAAGCCAAGUUAGCUAAACUAACAAAAACAUCUGUUACUUACACGGGUAAAUAAGUGCUUGGAUAGAUUUGUAUCCCAUUAUAAAAUGUGUUAAUCUAAUGUUGUUUGCCACUUGUUGCUGGCUAACUCUCGUUAGUUGAAAGAGUAAGGCACACCCGAAAUUUCCUGGGGCGGACCAAUGUAGUUUGUAACAAACUUUGAUCCUUUCCUUGAACUGGUGUGACUCAGUCUCAAGAGCAGAAGAUUGUUUACUUUUAGUGUGUGAAUGCUCAACAGUAGAGUUCAGCUAGCAUUGUAGUUGAGCAUGUGAAAGCAAUAGGGAAAGUAGCUUACCUUGCUUUAUUUUACUAUUUUAACUAAUAUACAUCUGACUAUAUCUGACCCUUCACAGUGACAAACUUUAGUUGGGAGUAUGGGCCAAUUUUUUUUUUUUAGGUGGAAUGCAGCGACUUCUGAAGUUCUUGUUAGACCACACCAGCAUUUUGUACAUUUGUCAUUUUGUACAUUUGUAAGAAUUUAGUAAACAUGAAAUUGAAUGGUAAUUUGUAAUAUUAGAGAUAGUGAUAUAGAUUUUGUCAUCUUUGAACAAAAAACACGAUCUGGAGUGUGGGAAAAAUGAACAAUAAUCAAAGGAGAUACGCCCAAAUGUUAGAAACAUAUUCUGAAAUGUAAACACAAGUUUUGAAUCCAAGCAAACUAGAUGUUCUCAGAUCAGAUGUUACAUACUCAGACCCGUCACCAACUCAUUGUCUAUCUUUAAAUCUUUGUAUAUAUUCAAUUUUCAAAUUUAAGCCUGUACUGAAAAUUUCAGGUGUUGCAGUUGUUUAUCUUGCUCAUAAAAAAAUCAGUAUUACCCAGAUAUGACUUCAUAUCAUAUCAACAUAACAUUAUGUAAAAUUAUUUUGUUGUGUCUGCACUGAUAUAACAGGUUGCUGCUGUUCAGGGGCUCAGUGUUAUUGCGUUGUUGUGUCUUUCAUCAGGAGAAUGCAGCUUUAGCUCAGCGGGGGUCUACGAUGGUACCGUGUUCAGCAGGAUAUUUCAGAUCCUCUACAGAAAUGAGGAGAUUGCGGUGAAUGACUGCAUGAUCUUCAAAGUCCACCUACUAUUGGACGGAGAAAGGGUGAGUCAUGUGGACGACAUUUUCUGCAAACACACUCACACAUACACAAAUGUGCUUUCCUCGGUGAUGAGAAGAGAGAAUACUGUUUGGCUGCUCAGAGUUUAUCGGCAGCGUGGCUGUAAAAUUCAUGACUGUUAAUUACAGUGAAAGCAGCUGUGUAGUAGGUCAAUUAAAUGGUCAUUAAUUGAUGCAUUUUAUCAUCCACUGUUCCCUCCUACACAGGUUUUUAGUCCCUUUUCCUACCAUGCAAAAUAAGCUAUACUUUCCUUUCAUGAGAGAGAGAUUUAUGUCCGUUAAUUUAAGCAGAACAAUGUGAUGAAUACGUUACAUAAUCAUGCAAAUGAGCAGGAUAGUAGAACUGCUUCAUCUUCCACUGACAGAAAAAUAAAAUGACAUUGAUUGGACUGUUUUUGUUCUGCACGUCUUCACUGUUAGGAGCUUACUGAAUCAUUUACCAUGCAUUUAAAUCCACGGUAUAUGGAAAACCAUGUCCUUUAAAAAUGACAAGGCAGCUUCAUCAAAAGUUAUAGCUAGCAAUAAAUGGAGUGAAACUUAAUAGUAAUCUGAAGCUGUGUCAAUAUAUUGAUUUGUAGAGCAAUGUAUCUUUUGUUUUCUGUCAGGAUUACUGAAAAUAAUCAAUUUCAGCAGAUCCAACUCAAUCCUAACAACCAGACUGACUGGUAUUUAUUUCAAUGAAGGUAAGGUGACCAGACGUCCUCGAUUUCCGGGGACAGUCCCCGAAUUGGAUGAUCUGUCCCCGGCAAAAGCUGUCCCCAGAAAUGUCCCCGAUUUAAGCGUUUCAUGAAUGAGAACAAAAAUGUUGCGUGUGGGCUCGAACAACGGUUAUUACAGUAGCCGAAUGGUUAGGAAGCACAAGUAAGCAGUCCUGAACAACAGUUCUUACGGGGGUUAUUAUUGCCCCACCAAAUGUCCCCGGAUUUCAUUACAGAAAUCUGGUCACCUUAAAUGAAGAGGACUUUGCCCCUGUUCUUAACAUUGACUCAUAAUAGCACCCUAGUUCUGUUAUGGUAUCAUUAAUAUUUAUGUAUCAAUAUGUAAUCAGUCGGGCUGUCAGCACUAAUAUGUUAAUUGGGAUGCUAUUGAGGUCUGAAAUUAAUGCAUUGUUGUCUUUGUCAGUGCUAUUUCAUUUCCCUUUUGAAAAACUGCACUUUGAAUGACAUAUUUCACUUUGAAAAAAAAAAACACUCAGCAAUUCAAUUGACAAACAGAACCAAAACACCACCAAAGCAAUUUUAGUUUUAGCAAACAGCUAAACAGUGCAGCUAAUUUGUCUCAUGGCAUCAAAAAAGCAGGCAGUGCUUUGUUAUAGAGUGCAAAUCACCACAGACAUGAGAAUAAAAUCUUACCCAAUAAGUUAACAACACUUGCUAAAUGGUUGUACAUUUGUAUUUGCACAAUCAGCAUGUUUAUGAAUGUUUUACUGUCUUAUAAAGAAAAACAGAACAAAAACAUUGUAUUUCACUGACUCUGAGCACUUUGAAACCACCUCCUGCCGAUAAGUAAUGGUUUCUGACCACACAAGUGUAGCAGUGCUGUGUUCAUUUUUAAAUAAUUAAUGUACAUUUCAUUGCAUUUAAUUGAUUCCAAAACAAAGACUCAUUAUUAUAGAUUUUAAAAUGCUUUGAAAGGCAAAAUUGAGCAAUUUUAAUCAUCUGAUCAAAAAUGCAGUUCAUGCUGUAAUGCUGCAAUGUAUUAUGAUUGAAGAACGACCGAUCAGCAGCCCCCUGUAUGAUUAUUUUGAUUUUCUGUUUCAUUAAAGUGGAACUAAUGUGUUAUUAGCAAACAAAUUGGUACUUAUAACUGAUUAACUGUUUGGCAGGUGAAAUCUUUAUCUUGAACUAACUGUUGACUUUCCAACCAGCCGACCAUCAAUGCUUAUAUUGAAAGAGUCACAGGCUGUAGCUGACAGGAGUGAAAUACCCCUGGAUGGUUCAGAAUCAAUCAUGAGGCUGACUGAACACAUCAGGAGUACAAACACAAAAUAGAAAUCCUCAUGUGGCUAACAAGUUUUCUGUUAUCUUUAAAAACAAAUGACUAAAAUGUGAGUGUGUUGAAGUGUGCACUCUUCAAAAUUACCAGGAUUUCACAAUAUUUAACAGUAUUUUUUUGCAGUUAAAUACUGUCAUCAAAAUCCCGUUAUAUCACAGAUACUACCUGAAAGAACUACCUCGACACUGGACUUCACAGCUGUUUCACAAUAAAAUACUUCAAUCUAAAUCCUUUGUAAUAUCACAGGAAUUUACUUGGGUCUUGUAGCUGUAACACUACAGUAUAAGGUCAAAAGUUAACAAGAAAUUACUGUGAUAUCAUUGAACUUUAUUGUAAAACUACAAUACAAAGUUGUAAUUUCACGGCAAAUUACUGUAAUACGGCUUAUCUUGCAGAUGUAAAUCUACAGUAUUAAGUUGUAAUUUCAUAAAGAAAUCCUGUAACAGUACACCUGUGAAGUUACAAGAAGUUAAUUAAGUAAUUAACAGUGAUUUUAUUUAUUUAUUAUUUAUUUUUAUUCUUUUGACCAAACACUGUUGUAUUAUGAAGUCUGAGCUGUUUAGAUAAAUGUACAGCUAUAGCAGGCUGUGGGAAAAACAUCAUAAACAUUAAGCUGCCGAUCAUUGUCACACACAUCUACCAGCUAGUAGUUGCCAAGAAGAUGCAGGAUUAAGAAUAAUAUAAAGUAGCAAAUAAAUCCUAAAAUAUCAUUAUUUUUGUGUGAAAGUUUACUCAAACUUGUGAAACAGUAUUCUAAAAAAGAGACAAGACUGUCUACACAUCUGUACAGUUUAUCUCCAUGGCAUCUACAUGCUCUUCUUAAAAGCGUUUCUAUCGUCUUUGAGGCUCUGCAUGUCAGAUUAGCAUGAUGAUACAUUUUACAUUAAUAUGUGGAUCACAAGUAAUCUGACUGUGGAGGGUGAUCUCUACACUAGUAUCAGUGUGUCAGAUUUGUUCUUACUCAAAUGUCUUUCAUUUCUUGAAAAUUUCCCAUCAGUCAUGGUACCUGUUGAAAACCAGCGCUGUCAAACAAGCACACAGAGUGAAGCUAAUUGAGUUCAGCAAUUUGCCUCUUUAAAUUAAUGCUCCCUACGUAGACAUAUGCAAAUUGCCCGUGCCCCAGGCUGCCCAUGUUCAGCUGAAAUGAUCAGGCGUGUAAACCUGCUAGACAGUUAUUGAUGUACUGUCCUGGGCGAUUUCACUGUGGGCACGACCCCGAAAAUCCACUCUGCCUGUUUUUGUUGUUGAGAGCCACUGGAGCUCAAAUAGAUCAGCAGUGACAGCAUGUGACAGGCCUGAGGCAGAGAUGUGGGGGAGUUAAGAUGGCUCUGCUUGGAGCUAAUCAUCCAUAUGAUAGCCAUGUGUCACACACUGACAUAACCCUGCUCCGCCACUGAUCUCUGUCAUAUGUGUGCAGUUCAGAUGCCUGGACUGCUAAGGCCACUGCUUCAUUCAGAAUGAAGAUUUUCAUCUUAGAGGAUUUCAUCAAAUUUGUAGACAUUCAUGUUCAGAUUCAGACACAGAGGAGCUUAAAGACAUAUCAGAUUUCAGCCCUCCCAAAGGCUCUCAACUCAUUAACCUUUGGAGGUUAUCUGCUGCUGACAGCCGCAGAUAGCAGGGACAGAAAUAGCCCCUCAUUUCCCCCUGGUUACACACAUAUGUAUGCUUAAUCAAUCAGAACAUUGAUAUGGGACAGAACUGCAAAGAUUCCGGUGUUUGCUGUACAGUUAACGUGCAAACUAAAAGGAUGAGAUGUUUGCAACCUGCAUGCCAAUGAGCCGCUAAAGGCUCCACUCAAAACACAGCUUUUGUAGCUUAGACCUUUUCAUUGUGUUUUUCAUGUUGAAAUAGGUUCCAUAUUUACAUAAGGUAUCAUAGUCUAUGACACACUGACCAUGAAACUUGUUGAAAUGUAUUUAACCUACAUGAGAGGAAAUCCUUGAAACAGUCUGUAGAGUGUCAAUCAAUCCAUCUCAAUCAGCCAUUGUUACUUAUACAGCACCAAUUCACAACAAAUGUUAAUUCAAGACGCUUUACAAAAAGAGCAGGUCUAGACCAUGUUCUUUGAUUAUAUUUACAAAGACCCAACAUCAAGAUGGGAUAAGAUUGACUCCCAUAUAGUCAGAUCAAACCCACUUUGAUCCCAUCCCGCACCACUUUGCAGCAUUUAGCAAAUUACAGUAUCAAGGAAACACUUCCUUUUAACAGGCAGAAAACUUGAGCAGAACCAGACUUUUGUUUAACAAUCAUCUGUUAAGAUUGUGCUGGGAUUAGAAAUGAGCUCAAGGGAAAUGCAGAAAGAAAAAGAUGGAGAUUAAUAACAACGGUAGUACAUACAGAUGUUUGAUUAAAAGCCAGAGAUACUGGAACAAGUAUGUGUACUAUUUACAAGAACAGAAUGAUAAGGAUCAAAGACUGAUUUUAGAUAAACACAUUUCUAAAGCAUUGAGUUACUGAGUGAGCUUUUUAAAAUUAAGAAAAAAAUGAAACAACUUUCAUUCUAUGCAUUUUGAUAAAACCUUCAAUCCUUAUUUGUGAUUGCAGUUUCAAUCACCCAGGAGUUCACAGUGAAAGUUUAAUUUACUUGAUCUUGGAUCAAGAAAACCAGUUGGAUUAACUGGUGGUUGAUGUUCUUGAAGUCACCACCCAUCUUCCAACCAGAUCUCAAAAAUUUUAACACCAACAGAAUUUUCAGCAUUAAAGCAGCAAUUACUCACAUAAACACAUUUAAGAAUUACUUAACUAUUCUGGCUAAAGACAUCAACAAUUGCACUUGAUUUGUGUGUGUUUCUAUGCUCUUGUGUGUCAGUGCUUACUAGCAGAAGGUCAGGGAUUAUAUUACUUUUGCUUUGGAUGUGUGUGUUUUCAGGGCUGGUGAAAAAUCAUUUUUAUAAAUGUGUCAAUACUUUUUCUGUUUCCUAACUAAUUGGUUAAUGGCUGUUAUUGGUGUUCUUUUAUUUAUUUAUUUAUUUAUUUAUUUAUUUAUUGUCUUUGCCUCCUCUGUAAGGCAAAUUGACUUUGUAUUUCUAUCAAAUGUGAUUAUUGAAUUGCUGAUGUCUUACAGGUGGAGGAAGCCUUGAGUGAGGUGGACUUUCAGUUGAAGCUGGAUCUUCAUUUUACAGACAAUGAGCAACAGUAAGUUUUUGAGCAGUUUCAAGAUGUGUCCGCGCGUUUGUGUGUGUGUGCGUGUGUGUGUGUGUGUGUAAAGAAGAGAGAACAUGUUUGUGUGUUUGAGAGAGAGAGAAUGCUAGACUUGCAUCCUGGUGCAGCUUUUAUGCAAGAGUAAGAAUGCAAACUAGGCAUGAAAAAGGCCUAUUAUGUCCUAUGGCUUGUAGCCAUCUCUUUAAGCACCUGAACACUUUAGCGCUUGCAGUACACAAUUGCUGUCAUUUGUCUUUCACGCUUUGGGCAAUAAAAGAAAAAUUGAUGAGUAGUUUGCAUUAGUACAAAUGGCAAAAGGUACACUUUUUUGUUUAGGCUUUACGCUCCUCCUGACCAGAAACUGCACAUUAGUGAGGAGUACUUAGUGUUGUGUUGUGUUAAAACCCUGAAAUCACAGGUUUUGUCAUACGUGUGUGAUUAAAGGACUCUUCAAAGCUACAUACUUCUCAUUAUAAUGCUCACUGGAUGCUUUAGCUAGAGUCUGUAUUCCUACAAAGUAUCUACAAGGUCUCUAUUACCAUUCCAGUCAAGUUUUAGUCUUUCACUUAGACUCUUAUAUAUAUAUAUAUAUAUACACACAUAAUGAUGUUGGGUUAUUCUUGAGCUGCACGGACAUCUUUUUUAGAGUCUUGCUAAAGGUAAAAAGACAUCUUAAGAAUACCUACAGAUCCUUAAACAAAGAGCUGUUUCCUGCUAUACCAAUGGUACAGACAGUCCAGAGUCAAACAUAAUAAUCCGCCUUUUUAGAGCAUACACCAAAACCCUUAAUUUGCAUUUAGUUUCUCAUUAUUGUGCUGAAAUUACCUUUUUUUCUCCUUUAUUUUCAUUCCUCAGGCUGGCGGAUAUAGUGACUGUUCCACUGAUUAGUAGUCGGACCCUAAACCUCCAUUUCCACCCGCGGAGAGGCCUCCACCACCAUGUUCCAGUCAUGUUUGACUACUUCCACCUGUCUGUCAUUUCUGUCUCCACACAUGCCUCACUGGUUGCCUUACAUCAGCCGCUUAUCAGGUACAGUGAGACCUUAAAUUCACAGACAGCAUUAACACUUUGAUUAGAUAUAAAAAGGCACUGGGACGCUCUAUCAAAUGUGGCUGACAGCUAAUUAAAAUGAUGGUAGGGAUUUUUUUUUUUUGAAAAGCAAGCUCUGGCUUGUCUCUGCAUUGUCCAUGCAGGGCUAGCAUAUGUAGCCUUUUCUUAUUUUACAGUCAGCUCAAACCAUCAUGGCACACAGGGCAAGUGUCACUGUGCUCUAAUUAGUUUGAUGUCUGGCACCCAGGUCUUGUAAAAAGCAAAAGGGAAAGAGAGACACACAGUACAAACUACAAUGGUCAAUGACAGCCCACCUUUCCUUGAUAUGAAGCACAUGGAUCUAAGUCCUCAUAAGAUCCUGUUCUAUACUUUCAGCAUGUCCCAAUUUUUAAAUUAUGAAUAAAGUUUUUCUGCUAUGUCUUGUACGUAAAUGUAGGGCUAGGCGAUAUGGCCUUAAAUCAAUAUCACAAUAUAUUGAGCAGUUCACCUCGAUAACGAUAAAUGGACGAUAACUACUCCACAAGCUGCUCACCCCCUCUUUGUCCCUCUUUGUCUACCUCAGCCGAUGCUCCAGCCGCUACAACUUUUGAACUGUCCUCCAUCUCCUCACCUGUCUUUCCCUCUAGGGGUGGAGUCACGUCUCCGAUGUAGGACGUAGCGUCUUAAAGAGACAUGAAACCAUAGCCUACUGUACCUCCACACAUCCAAAAAAAACUAUUGUUUAUUUAUUUUUUUGACACCGUAUAUCUUGACAUGGGCAAAAUGAAGUCAGUUAUUGUUGUAAAUUUCGGUAUCAGUAAAUUUCGGUUUAUCGCCCAGCCCUAAACUCACACCUGGCAGCUAAAGAGAAAUGAGAGCAGACACAGAUUCAUGUUACACCUAAAACAUACCUUUGAACAAUCUUUUUCCACCGUGCAACUCACAACCUGUACUCAUAUUGAUAAAUGGAACCAAGUAAUUUCAUGAUGUGUACAUUGAUUACAGAAUAAAAUAAAGGUUCGGGUUAUAAGCUUGUUUGAGUAACAUACUACUGUAAAUUGGUAAUGCUGGGGCUUAUAAAAGUUUUUUGAUCUAGUCCUCACACAUAGGAGAAAAACAUUAUAUUGUUCAUGUAUCUUUAUCCACACCAAUUUGGUAUCUUGACAAAUUCAAAGCUCAUCAGAGCCUAGCUACUGGGAAUACCUGUCCCACAAAUUUAACUGGAAGAGCGGCUCAGUGAAAUGUUUCUUGUAUAUAAUCAAAUUGUACACUUUCACAAUGGAUUGAUUUAGGGGUCUGUGUUUGCUUGUAACAACUAGAACAGAAGGUGAAGGAUCUGCCAGCACAGCCUCUUUCUUCCACUUAUUUCUUUUGGCAGAUACAAUAGGUGUGUCCAUUAGCUGCUGGAAUGAAUACUUUUUCAAACACUUAUCUGAUUAAUUCAGCUGUCAAUACCAUAAAGGCACUGUUUACCCAUGCAUUACAUAGAUUACUUCAGCCCCUGAUUGAUUGGAAUAGUAGCAGCUCCCAUCUCUCGGCUGAUCUGUCUCCCCCUCACACACAAAGACACACACUCACACUCUGUCCCUGCAUGUAUCUUGUUCUCUCUGCAGCUUUGCACGUACAGGGAAGGGCUCUUGGCUGGGGAAAGGCUCACCAGAGAGUGCUAGUGACCCAUCUGCCAUGACUGUGGAGAACCUUGUGUUUGGAGCUGGCUACUGCAAGCCUGUCAUUUCUGAGGUAUGUUAACCUUUAGCAAUCCAGCUGCAUUCUGAUAAAGAAAUGUCACGGACAUUUAGCGGCCCAUUUUGUCUCACAAAGCUGAAAAUGGCCAAAAAUCAUCUGGUAGUUGUCCCCCUUUCAAACUGUUGUAAGCUUCCUUGUAUGCAAGCUGAUAAAUGCCAAAGGAUGACGUAAAUGUGCUCUGAUUCAGGAACAGAGGCCGAUGGAUUUAGAUGUGAUUUGAUUUGGCGUGUCAUCCAGAAGCAGCAGGAUUCAGCCUAAGAACUGAGCAGAGAGUCAUUCUGAUUUGGAUUACUGAUCCUGGACCCGGCAACCUCAGAAUCAGUCAUUUGUUUGGGCUCUGUGGAGUCUUAAGGCUUUAAGACCAGAGGUUAACACAGAGAUUAUUACUGUUCUGUGCUGUGGCUUUUCGUAAUAUCUGAUUAACCCACCUGCCCAGGCAUGCUGGCUCCAGGCUAAGCAUCUGGAAGGGAUAGCAGCUCUCUCUGGAAAUGACAGUGUGGUCUUGUCACCUCUCUUUCAGUCCUCUGUGCUUGUUUGCAGAACAGUUACGCAGCACAAUUGUAUAAUGACAGAAAUAAAGAUCUAAUUUCCAUUAUCAUAAUUAUUCAUUGUGAUUAUAUAGUUUACAGUGCCCUCGCUGCACUCCUCCUACAUUAGCAGCAGUUUCGAAAUCAUCACUUGCUUAAUAAUGCAUUUUAGAAAACUGCAAAGACAAACUUACACCACGACAGAGAGAGUUUACAUUUUUUGGUUUCAGCCAAAGCUUCCUUGAUGCAGGAUUGCUAAGAAGUCAUUAGUAGCAUUAUUUUCACAUAGUCAGGAAUGGCUUUUUCUGGGGCUCAUCCACAUUUCUAUAGAAAUUAGGGUUGGACCAAGUUCAACGCCCCAAUGGUUUGAGAAGCAUCUUAAAAAGUUUAGCCAGUGAAUCCUAAAAGAAAGAUUUAGAAUUGCUGAAAAUGGAAAUACUGACACUUAUAGAAAAUAAAAAUACUGAUUCAAAAUAGUUCAUGUUAAGCGUAGAAACUGACAAAUCAUGUUGGUGUUCUGUGAGAAAUAAAUGCUUAUUUCCAAAUUUUCAUCAGCAACAUGCAACAUAAAACAUGAAACUCUGAAAAAGUUGUGGAAUGCGAAAAAAAUCACUUGGAGGUCAACUGACUUGAUUAAUUUCCAACAGGUCAGUAAAAUGAAUGGGUGUUAGAAGGGGACUCUAAAGAGGCUAAGCCUUUCAGAAAUCAAGGUGGGAAGCAUUUAAAGCUUUUGUGAGAGGCUGCAUGAGCAAUGAAAACACAUGAGAAAGAUACCCAAAUUAAAAAAUUCUCAUCAUUCAUUUAAUAAUUUUGUCAGUCAAAAUUGAUAAAAAUCUGCCAAAAUACUAACAAACCUUCCACAGUAUUGCAGCUGCAUGGCUGCAGGAUGGCCCUGGUCCUGCAGUACAUGAGCAGCUGUUUGUAUUUCCCCUGGAGUUGACACUAAAACCCAGGCACAGUGAUGAGGGACACUGAGGCUCCGACUUGCCUCUACAUCUGCUUUCAAGUACAAAAAGACCCAGUCAAACCUCUUUUAACAGAACGCAACCGACCUUUAGCCACUGAUAACCCUUGAAGAUGUUAAGGUUUCUCAUAGCUGUUCUGUAUACAGCAACAAAGCUAACAAAGUAGCUAAAUAUGCCAGUGAAGCUACAUCUUUAUAUCAUCCUCUCACCACUUUGAUAGAAGAGGGCCAUGGAAUGAUAAAAUUGUCCUGAUUAAGAUGUGACAGCUGAUGUUCCCACAUUUCUUUUAUAUCCUCAAUCGCUAAAAUAAUCACUAUUAGCAUCCAGUCGCUAUGGAAAAUGCCAGUUCCAAGUUCCGUGAUAGAAGGCACCAGAAGACACGCCCAUGAAUCAGGCAACAAGGUGAACAAUUAGCAUUUGUUAGCGUUGAUGACUUGUACAAAAAUGGUCUCAAUGAGAAAACCUUCUUGUUGAGAGUCAUUGUUGGACUAUAACAACAUGUCAUUAUAUUUUAGUUGCAACCUGAAUUCAAAGCAGCUCUUUCCUGGAGUAACCAUUCAUGAAACCAAAUCAUCCUUAGCUUAUCAGUCUGAAAUAUGAAAAGCUGUAAAACCAUUGCUUCUUACUGUCUUUCAUCUAUAACCUACAUUUCUUAGGACCCUGAGGACACCGCAGUCUACACUGUAAACCUUAAUGAGCCCCCCAGUCGCCCCCUCCUUCUCCUGGUUUUUACUCCACUCCUAGCUGGGCACUUUAAUAAGCUCUGCAUUUAGCCAGGCAGGGGGGUUUCGUUUGAUCACAGUAAUGAGUUCUGCUCACAAGCGCCACGUACAACAUAGCUGCAGGUGAACUCUACAAACAAUGCUGCCUCACCUUUAUGUGCUUUUUUUUUUCUUACCUGAAGCUACAACUACAUUUACAACACUUUCCCUCUUUAACAACACAACACUUUCAAACGUUACACUGUUUUACCUGAAAAAGAUGUGUAAACUCUCCCUGAUAUAUCGUUGAAAGUUCCCCUUGUGCUAUGGCUGAAAUGAAACAUGGUUCAGAGGAUAACAACGCAGAAACCAUUUUAGAUUUAUUGUCCUCUGAGAGACUCUUCUCUGCCAGUACAAGACUUCCUUGACAGUAGCAUUGAUUGCAGGCUUAUUCCACUACAUACUGUAAUAAGUGAACUGUUAAAAAAUACAUCAAGAGCGGAAAACAGAACUUCUAAUGUCAGGUGACUUACAACUUGGGAACAACCCAUGGAUUACCAGUGCAGAAAGAAACUACAGCUCGAGGAUAAUGAGUAGUUGAAACUGAAAAAUAGCUAUUUUUCUCCAAACUGAUCCAGGCAGGCCUCAGUAAAGCUGAAGAGAAUUAUGAAAGUAAACAUACAGAUGUUUCUUCCUGGUUCAGGUAUACUCCACUGCUACAAUUACAGAGCGCACACAGGUAUGAUGAUAGGGCUGGAGCCUUCACUUGCUCGGGGCAAAUUACAGUACAUCCCCAGAUCCUUGUGCAUUACAUGCCUUUGAAAGCUCAGAGAGAGCCCCACUGAUGCUGCAAAAACAUCCUAGCCAUGGGAAGAAGCCAGUGGGUCACAGACAGUUUAAGGUCAGGGACUAGCAUAUGAGGGCGGUCAGCGGUAACAUUCAUCAUCAGCUGUUCGCCGACUCCAUAAUGACAGCUGAUGAUGAUAGUUGUUUGGACAGAAGGCCGUCAGCUCUUCAGGAAGAUGAAUAAGAGACAUGGUUAUAACAUCAAGGUGGUGGUAAUUUGUAGCUGUAUGGACACAGCCUUGUGUUGUGUUGCAUUUAUCAUACAGGUACAAUGAUAUCUCAAUCGCAUCGCUUGAGAGCCAUCUACUGGAAAUAUAAUGUAUAUUACAGUGUACAGUAAAUUGAGCUGAUAGUCCAAAGAAAGAGACAGUUUUUUAUCUUCUUAACAAACUGCUGCCCUUUUUAAGUGUUUUUAUCUGACUUUGCUGGGACGUGUUGUUUAUAUAUUAUGCGUUCACUUCCUGUGUGCACUUUUUAAAUGUCUAAUUCCCAGCAUGCCCUUGAAAAACCUUGAUUCUGGGUUAGCUUCCCACGCUUGUGAACUUUUACAGGUCAUAACAGGGUUGUGCUACAUCCUCCUGAUGCCACAUGCAUGUAUUGAUCUGCUUUUACGACUCUGAGCAAGCUGUGUUUAGGGGCCGUUUGUUUUUGAUCUGACCAGCCAAUUCAAGUGCUGCAGUUGGCAGCUAUAAAGCUCAAGUAUGCGGACACAUCCGUUAUUAAGGAAGGCCAUUUUCGGAGAGGUGACUGCUGACCUACAUAGAAGCUAACAUUUCCUGUGUCUCCUUCUCUGCAGGGAAGCUUUUAUGUGCCCAGUGAAAACUGCCUGCAGAGAGCUCACACGUGGCAUCGAAGACUCUGUCGCCUCCUGCUGGUGGCAUAUAGAGGCCUUCACACCUAUCACACUGCACUGAUGAAGGAGAUCCCACAGCUCCAGCAGACGCCUCUGGAGUCAGGUCAGCCCAUUUAAACCUGUUUUUUAAAUGGAAUAUUAUUUAAUACUAGAUUUAGAAACACUUGGAAGUUUCUUUCAUACAUUGCUUAAAUGCAAUGUGCCCUUAAAAAUCCAAUAUCAGUGUUUUUUUAGUUUUUAUUAUGCCUGAAUUAAUUUUUUGAGGACUCUAUCGGGAGCAGUGAUGGCAGGAUGCAAGAUGUUAGAAAGGUUCCAACAGUGUAACCAUAACUGUCUUAUAAAUGCGAUUUAAAAAUGUAUAUAUUUAUAUAUGGGAUGCAUCUACAAUGGAGUGGUGCCCAAGAAUAAACUGAAGAAGAUGGGAAUCAGGGCUAUCAUGAUGUCAUAUUUUUCCCUCAAGAUUAAAAUCAUCAUAAUGGUAACUCAACAUUUAUAGAAAACAAAAAGGAAAACACGUCACACAACCACCAGCCAACUACGCCUUAUCCCUUACUUUAUGUUAUACUCAUACACUUUGUGGAGUUUAUUUCUUAAAUUAUAGACAAAUUGGUUAUUUCUCAAAUUAAUUCUUAGAUGAUUCAACUUAAAAUUUCUGUUGGUGUUAAGAUUUUUUCUUUUUUUAAAUAAAGUUCUGCAGACUGUACUAACUUAUGUGACCUAAUCAGAUACAGAUUGUAGUUAAAUCACAUGCACUUAUCCUAUGAAAACCGUCUCUCCACAGAGGUGCUGCCUGUAGAAGAAACUCUAAAUACACUCACCAUAGAGUUACAGGUAUGUUUAUCCGUUCAUCUACUUAAGUAAUGCAUGAGUCCUGUUUUUUUUUUUUCUUUUUUCUAAUGCUGGAGUCGAUAAAAGAUGUGCCAUUUGUUCAAUUUGCUCAGCAUUAACUACUGAUGAAAUCACACGUCUUUAUGUAAUGAGCACUUCUAAUUAACUGCUUAUUAAAUUGCAUCAUUAUCCUCAGUGAUUUCCUUUAAUAGUUUUGUAAUCUUUUUAUUAAUAAUGCUAUUUUUAUCGUUGUCUAAUUUUCUUGGUGAAAACACAUCGAGCCGUUUUGAGUUAAAAGGUGCCAAAAUAACAAUGAUGCAGCUGAAUCUACUUGAUCCUUUCAGAAUGUAUGUAUGUAUGUAUGUAUGUAUGUAGUCCAUCUCAGCUAACGUAUGAAGUAACAGUGAAUUAGAGUCCCCUGACUGAGGAUAUUUUAAAUAAGAAAUCAUGAAAUAGAGUCAUGAUAGAUUCAUGAAUUGCUUAAGAAAUUAAGUGUAAAAUGUAUGCAGUACACAGUGUGUUUCUAUUGUUUUUUGUUCAUAUCAAUUUUUAAAAAGUGAAUUAAUUCCCAGACAGGUAGAUGAGUCUAGCUGAUAUUACCCUCAGGCCUCCAAGAGAACAGCCUGACUUCAUUGAUUAAUGAGUUUUCUACAGUGAUCCAAAGACAUGCAGGUCAGGUUGACUGCAGACAGGUAUAAAUACGUUGGCAGGAAAACCAAGAAUCCUAUUAUAGAAUGACGCAGACAGUAUUUUGGGAGAACAUGUUUGAUAUUGAAGGUGUAUCUUUUUUUUUGACCCUAUCAGCUGCAGGACAGCCAUGAAAAAGUAGGAGAGCAGAUCAGCAGGGAUGUGAGCCAGCUCUGCUCCCAGCUGACUGCUCUGUGGAGCAGCUUCCUGGAGGCUGCUGUGUUCAACCCCCACAUCCUCUCCUACCUGGCCCAAGAGCACCACACGCUCCGGGUGAGAGACACAAACACACACACAUGCACACACUUCAUCAAAGGCCUGAUGAUACAAUACUCGCUGUUAUCUGUGUGUUCUUUGAACCUCAGUCCAGACAGUUCCAUAUUAGAAGUGCAAUGAAGAUGACUUAUGUAGUUAUGUUUAAAUUUAGAUAUUUUCAUCUUGCGCACCCACACUGGAAUACAGAAAUACAGCAAACAAUGAAAAAGGUUUCAUAACCAUUUGAAUUCUAGCUCUGGAGACAGAGCCUUAAGGCAUGAUGAUUUUAUUUUCUUUAAAGAGCUGUUCAGUAAUUUUUUUAAACACAGCUCUCAAAUAAAAAUGGAAAAGUAGAGGUGUCACAUUUUUCUAUUCUGAACUGGAAUUGAAGGAAAUGAGCAGUAAUUGUUGGUUGAGAAAAUUAAAAAGAGGGGAUAAGUUAGAGAAGGGGGUGGUACAAUUCUCCCUCUAGUUAGAGGUUGGGUGAAUGUAGUCGUUCACACUCUAUUGUGUGUUCAUUUAAGGGCAGAUCUGAUGGCCCUUUUAGGUGCUUUCUGAUAUUACUUACUACUUUUUCUUCACAUCAGCAAGCUUUCUCUUUCUUUAAUACACUACAUUAUUUAAGACUUUUAAAGAAAGACAAGCACUUUUAAAGCGUCUAAGCAUAGCUUAUCUGCAACCUGUAGCAACAUACUUACAGACACAAAAAUCACUGUUGGAGACAAAGAUACACUAAAAAGUUCAAAUGAGUACAACAGAACAGAAAGUCCCCUCCUUUGCUGCAAAAUUUGGCUAUCAAUAGUAGGAUCCUAAUGGCUAUGUGUACUUAUACAAAAUAUUAUUCUUGUUUUGCCUUUAAAUCACAGACCAUAUAUCAGAAAGAGACUUAGCCUCUGAUUUUAAAAAUGAAUCCUGUGUGUUUGUCUCCUUAACGGACCCCCUUUUUAAAAGUCAGUAAAUUUCUUCACUUAUUGAAUAAAGAGGCUUAAGGCCAAUGUUACCACCUGGCUAAAUCAGUUAAAGCCUAGUUUAUACUUCUGUGCUGACACUACACCAUAGUUACACCAUACUGGCCUACCCUGUUGUAAACACAGUGUAUUUUUGCAAUCAAGUGUAGACACUUAAAUAAACCUCUCUACUAUGUAGUAUUUAGUGGGCAAAAAGUGAGCAGCAGUCGCUAAGUUAAAAAGGGAAGGGGUGCAAGAAGAGAUGAGCUGCACAACCACUGAAUCAACACAGGGGGCGAUACUGGAAAUGUUAUAAAUGCAUGAAAUAUGAUGCUACCAAGUGGACCAAUCUUGCUGUCUGAGGGGUUAACAGUUACAUUUUUGUCAGGUGCACUUCAGGCUGUGUUUGUAGGCGUCUAUGUAGGUAUAGGUCUGUAUCGACCUGCUGUGUAGUUUUGAUGCAGAAAUAAGAACCAGGCUUCAGUCCUCUUCUAUUAUACAUACAAUCCCGAGACCCUUCAAAAAAUCCCAUCGUGAGAAUGGACAGCACUGACAGUAAACAGGCAUGAUUGCUUCUGUUACUGUGGUAAACACCACUACUCAGAGGAGUUCCUCCCUGUAGACAUCUCCAGAAAACAAAGGCUCUUCAGAGCAAUAAGAAUCCAUUGUUAAGCUCAGUAACGUGAACCCAUCCAAGCGAUUAAGUACGGCCUCCAAUACAGUUUCUAUGCAAUCUUUGAGCUGCUGCAAUAAGAGUGCUUCACAGUGGAGUAGCUCUUAAGGCUCUCUUAUGUCGCCCUGCUUCAUCUUAGUAGUCUGAAAAUAAUGAACAUGUUUGCUUUAGUAUCACAGUACCCUGAGGCAACACUGUGAUGCCUCCACCCACAACUGGAGACAGGAUUUCAAUUAGCGCUUAUUCUGUAAUCAUUGUCGGGUAAUAAUACAGCAGAAAUAGUGUUUCUGGUGAUUUGCCUGUCACAGUGUCUGACUUUUCAAGGAUGAUUUGUUUUUAAGUGGAGCCAGAAAGGAAAAGCUUUUAGAUCACAGACAAAAGCGAAUGAUUUGAAACUCUCUUUGUGUGCUAUGCUUGUUUGACUCAGUGCAACUCACUGUUUUCCUCAUAUUAUGCUUCAGCACUGUCAAAAUGAGAAUAGGCUGAAACCAUGUUGACUUUUGUUUUGUCGGUUUUCAGGUCAGGAGGUUUUCAGAGGCAUACUUUUUCUCAGAGCACCCCAAAGAGAUUUCUCUGACUUUUCAAGAGGAACUGUAAGUGAUGACAUGUUGUGCUUAAAAAAAACGUCUCUUAAUUCUAGCAUUAGAGGGCAGUGUUUCACUUGGGAUGUAAUUCUUCCCAUUAGAAUUAACAGACAUGGCCAGAUAGCUGCAGAAGUGCGGGGCUCAGACUACUUGAUGAAGAUGCCUCCUUUACCUGUUGAGUGCCUGGAUAUCGAUGGAGACUGGAACAGCCUACCCAUCAUCUUUGAAGAUAGAUACGUGGAGUCUCCUCAAACAGGUAGUUUGUACAUCUGCACACUGAUAUUUGUCUUAAAAACUACAACCUAAAUAUGUUGAUACAUUAUCUCCAGGUAUAUCACUUAUCUGUUUUCAAUUAACCCAAAAAAGUUUGGAGACCUUUUUUGGUGUUUUUUAGCAGUGCACAACUUUUUGCUUGUGUUUUGUUGUCUCUGUCUUAACAACAUGUUGGUCUUUACCCUGUUUUCAAUCAAACAUAGAGUUGAAACCACUAGAAUCUUUUUAUUAUUUAUACUUAUUAUUUAUUUUAAUUUUAUUGUAUUUUUUAUUUUAUUAUUAUUAUUUAUUUAUUCUUUAUUUAUUUAUUAUUUAUUAUUAUUUUAAUAUUAUUAUUUAUUUUUAUUUUAUUUAUUUAUUAUUUAUUUUUAUUUUAUUUAUUUAUUAUUAUUUAUACUUAUACAAUAUACCACUUUUUUGGAAUCACAGUUGUAACACUUAACCAAGGAUCUAAAGUUGUCCCUUAUCUUUUCAGAUAAGGUAUCACAUGUGCCAACCGCUGACUGGCAGACCGAGUCAGACCGUGCCAUCACUCCUGCCGAAGUCAUUUUUGAAAGCCGCCAGGAAGCCAGAUCACCAGCAAUACCUGAGGAUCCUUUGGAUAGUGAUGACUGCAUGGACCUGCCUACAUAUGUCUCACUCAUAGGGGGGCAAAGUAUCAAGACCAGAACAAACACCAGAAACCAGCAAUCGAUUUCUGCCGUGGAUAAUGUUGAACCCUCUCCAGCAAAGGAAGAAGACUUAAAGAAACCAGAAGAAAAUCAAAUCCAGCUUGAGGAGAGCUGUGAUCCGGGCCUGAGGUACAUCGAAGUUAAGCCUUCUGAUGUGGAAGGGGGGAAAGAAGCUCGCUCGUCGGACCACAACAGCAAUGAAGAGGAGUCUGAUAUUGCUAUGCCAUUAAAUAACUCCAUGGAUGAUGAGAUAGAGGAUGUUCCUUUCACCGGCCUACCCACUCCCUAUGCACAUUCAGUCGUACCUUCCUUUCCUAGUGAUCUCAGGAAGGAGAUGUCUCACCGUGGAGGUCUGGUUGGUUCCAAGAUCAUGAAGCGCUCAUCAUCAGUUAUUUCAGACUCAGGUAUCGAGAGCGAGCCCAGUUCAGUGGCCUGGCCCCUGGAGGCAGCACUGCGAGGCAGACCGCCCCUGGAUUUCUCCAGUGAACGAGAGAUCCCAAAGCAAAUCGUAUGUCGCCACCCGGUCCACCGCAGCUCUUUGGAAGGCCUGCGGCUUGAGAGCAAUGGCAGCAUUCCAAGUGGUGGUAUACAAGCCUCACUCACCUCUAUCAGCUCCCUGCCCUAUGAAGAGGACCAGCAACAGAGACAGCUCAGCAAACUCACCAAGUCAGUCUCUGCCCCACAAAUAAGUAGCCCCGAAGACACUGAGGGGGACCACGUGCUGCUACAUCAAGAAACAGAUACAAAUAGCUUACGCCAGGAUUUAUCCAACAUCACUUGCCCCUCUUUGAACGACAACUUGGACUUGGAGCAAUUGGGAUCACCCAUUUCGAGUUCAACAUCACAUCUAGAGCAAAAUCUUAAGGGGAAUACUAGCUCUGAAAUUUCAGACUCUCUGUACCUGUCACAGACAGACAGAACCAAGUCAGUGUUAAGUGGCGUGUCUGAGACUGUUGAAAGCCCGUAUGUGAAGGAAAGCACUGAUAUUGACAGCCAGGGGGAAAAAAUGAACCAUCAAACACACACCAGUGGAGUUGGCGCAUUGGUGGAUGAUGUGCAUUUCAAUGAAAUGGAAGCGGCUCCCUGCAGCUGUGAGAAGACAACAUGUGUGCAUAGAAGUGCAGUAGAACAGGGGAGAAUUAACACUGGAGAUGAGUACCAAAGUUCCCACCAAACCACUUUGCAUAGUAUCAAGGACAAGGAGUGUCUUGAUCCCUCCCUAGAGUCCUCAAGGCUUCAACAUGCCCCAGCAAACUUCUCCAACAGUACUAGCACCACCACACAGAGGCCGUGUGACCUCACAGGGCUGAAAGCCAAUGACAUAACAUCAUCUGUUGAUCUCAGUCGAACAUCAACCGGUGAUAAAGAGCCUUUAGACUGCCACACUAAGCCCUCUAAGAUCCCCAACUCGAGUCUGGCUUUUGUGAAUAAGAAGAUGGUGGAGGUGGUGAACAUGUCAGUGUCUUGUGCCCCAACAUGCCUGCCAUUUUCAUCAGCUCUGAGAGACUCACCAUCUAUUAGUGGAAUUUCCACUCGCCAGGCUACCUCACCUAUUACCCAUCAACCCCUGGGCUCUUUCGGUAUCAUCUCCUCAUCAUCACUCAGUCCUCUGAACAUGGAUGACGAGACCAAUGAGCGCAUGCUGAAGUAAGUAUUUGUUUGGACUAAGUUGGUGACUCUCAGUUCGUUACAAAAACAGUCUACCAACCACUGAAACUGAUACAAAGGUGGUCUUACGCACUUUACAUUUAAAAACAAAUCUCAAAGUGCACAACAAGACAACAAUAACAGUAAAAACCAAGCAACAGGGCAAAACAAUAAAAAAACAGUCAGCAGAUUAAAUCAGAUAGCAGAUUAAAUCAGAUAAAAUUAGUCCGGGUAGGCUUUCCGAAAGAGGAAGGUUUUGAGACUACCAACCACUGAAACUGAUGCAAAGGUGGUCUUACCUUCAUUAUCAGGCAUAUGAGCCUUAAUCUGGCAGAGAAUGAACAACUUUAACUUUAUACUAACAGCUGUUUUCAACAAAUUAAAAAUUGGUAUACAAAAAAAAAGUGUUGGAAGUAAGGCAUAGUAUUUGAACCUUGUACCGUUGGCAUCUUAAUGAGAUUUGAAAAUAGAUAUCAAAAGUAAUGUUAGCUAGACAGGUGAUUGGUCCAGGCAUAUUCACCUUUCAGACAAUAAUAGCUGAGAUAGGCUCCAGUACCUCCAUGGAAGUGGUAAAGAUAAUGAAUGGAUGGUUGAAAGUAACAUUUCCCCUUCCCCAUUACAUAAUUUUUCAUCCACAUCCAUUUUCAGAUAUAUCUUUAUAAGGACGUGAAUGAAUGUUUAAUGCUUAUGUAAGAAUGGUAGUACGGCCUGGUCGCCCCCUUAGAUUAUCAUUGUCUUUGAGGCUGCCAAUCAAUCCAGGUGCCAUGUUGUGUCCAUCAACAAGGACACAACAGUAGGGCGUGAUAAUGAUAUUUGAGCAUCCAUCCCAAUGUAGUGGCAGCAGAUGGCUGUCCUAUAUGAGUCGGGUUCUGCUCAAGGUUUCUGCCUGUUCAAAGCUUGCUCUAAGUUGCUCAGUGCUGCACAGUGUUAAACUUGUGAUGGAGGAUGGACUAGAAAUCGGUCUUAUCUUGCAAGAUGGGGCUGAAUCUCAAUCUAUCUUUACAUAGGGUCAUUGGAAAUAGAAUUUGUCGGUGUCCUGGGAUAAAACUUGUAAGUUUAAAUAUUGAUUGAUUGAUCACCACCAUGAAAAUAUGAUGUUGUGUUUGAAAACCUCUUCAAACUCAUCUAAAAUUUGUAAUUUUACUGCUUUAUUGUCCAGGUCUACUUUUUUAAUCAACAUCAUGCUCUAUUUUGAUAAUGCUGUGGGUAAAUGAAUUCAUUUUCAUUUUAAAUUAAGGGCACAAUGCCAUUAUAUCCCUGUCAGCGCUGACUAACAUCCAGAUAACUGCUGGCUUCGUAUCACAAACAGAGCCAGCGAUUUUGAUCUGCAGCCCGCACUAGCUCCCUAGCUAAUGUCUUCUUUUUAUCUACAAUCAUGGAAACAUGUCUUAAAUCGUACAUUAGCUUGCUGGACAAGCCACUGAUCGAAUGUCUGCCAGGGGAGAAGUGCUGAUGUUGGCAACUAAAACGAGAUAGCAGAUAGCUUGUCUGCAAAAGCACUACAAAAGCUAAAAAUAAGCUGUAAGUGUCAGAAUAAGUCACUGCAGACAAAUUUUGUUUUUAGCUGUGUAAGCUAACCUUUAGCUCUGAUCUGAAGUUUCAUUUACCCAGUCCAAGAAAAUAACACAUCUAGGUUAAGAGUGCCUGAUGCCUAUAAUUUUAAAGCAAAGACAUCAUCUAUUUUUGAUAUUUUUUAAGAUUUACACUUUCAAGCGAAAAAUUAGGCAACGUUUGUAAUUUCUCUUGAACCUUGAGACUAAAUGCAUCUGAUGUUUUGGUUCAGACAAAUAGAUAUAAUACCUAUUGGACUUGGGCUUGAGCACAUAAUAAAUCAUAAAAUUGCAAGCCCUCUAGCAAGGAAACUUUCUUGGACUGAGAUUAUAAUCCACAAAAAAAACUACAGGAAAGAAGGCCAAAAACAUGAGGUUGUAUGUGUUUCGAAGACGGGGGAUGACAUCUGGUGUGGUAGCUGGCAGUAACUCAUACUUGGAAAGCUGAGCAUAUCAAAAUGAAGUGAGGGCAAAUUUCAAGCGAGGAAGUCAAGAUGAGGUGAAAUGCCUCCUGGGUGUAUUAAAUCACAUCAAAGAGAGCAGAAAAAUCCAUCAUGAUUAGCUGGGAGUGCAGGAAUUGGAAUUGGAUUUGUUUUGACUCCUGCACUGCCAAAAUAUGCAACCUGGUUGGAUGACAGGGUAAUAAAACUUAGAUGAUGGACUUGUAAGUCUGGGAGACUUUUGUUUAGAAGCCUCAGAGUUAAAAAUGAAUCACACUGAAAGAUCCAAGGCAGUGUUUCGCUUCUGUUUUAUACCAAUGUGAGGGUUUUACCUCUUCAAGAAGCACUUUUACUUUUAUAUCCAAACUUUCCUGUAGAAUUGAAUCUUUGGCCAUUUGCAUUUUAACUCUCUGUGUGUGUUUUGUGGUGUCUAAGACUGUACAUAAUACUAGUCUCUGCGCAUUCACUUAAUUUAUUGCUUAUGCAGAACAUGUUUUUUUUUCUUUUCUUUUGUUCCAAAUGUCAUGUCCUUUUUAUCUUCCAGUUUCUACAAAGCCAAAGAGGACCUGUUCAAAGAGUUGAGCUUUCAGGCCAGCUUGUACAGCAACCUUCCUCUGCUGGCAUCAGAUCUGCCCUAUUUCCCUCCAGAAGAGGACGAUGAGGAGUUUGAUGACGGCAUACACCUCGUGGUUUGUGUCCACGGGCUCGAUGGUGGGUCGACAUACAGCUUAGGAAUCUUGACUUUUACAAAGAUUUGAACAGAGAAGUGCGCGACUAAUUUCAAUUUAACAAUAUUCAUACAGGGCUGCUGAUAUGUGAAACAUGCCUACUACUACCCUUGUCAAGAUUUAUGUUUAAGAAAAAUUCUCCUCAAAGACUGAAUCUUUUGGGGUUUUUUUUUAACAGAGAAAGUGAUUUUAUUUUUAAGUACACAUAGAAUAAAUCUUAUUAAGUGUAUUUUUAACACUUUCAAACAGCAUAAUGUGUUCAAUGUCUUAAACUGUUGCACGUAAAUGGAACAAGAAAAUUAUGAUCUGUGGAUGAAACACCCAAAUAGCAACAAAUAAUUAAACCCCAUGAUAAUGAUGAUAACCUGCAGUCUAUUUAAUGGGUGAGUGCCCAGGUAAUGAGCAAAUCCUCAAUCUUUUUUUUCCUUGUUUUUUAAUUUGCACUCUAAAACACCCUUUUCUGCUUUUCAUCUUUAAAUUACACUAUGUGGAACCAUAUUUUUCAGUUGUUUGGCAUCUAAGCUGAAUUGAUAAUCUUAUAUUUGAGACAAUAUGGUAUUUUGGUGUCUAAUUUUCUGAUGUGUUGAAUUAUAAAAAAGGGGUUAGGGUCUACAGGUACAUAUAAGUGUAGUGAGGUAGAGAGCAAGAAAAGAUUGGCUCUAGUGAUAGUGAUGGUGGUAGAAGUGAAGAGAGUAUGCAGGAGGAGCCGGACACUGAUGAGUUUAGAUGGAGGACGUUUGCAAAGUUGAAACUGAAACAAUGUCUGAAAAGAAUUUUUGGUGGCAGCAGGUGGUUUGGUCGAUGGAGGUUUAUACUUGAAAGAGUUAGCACCCAUAAUCAGGUGGUGAUUAUGGGUCGACAAAACAGAAAUAGAAGAGCGAGACAGAUAUAGUGAGAUGAGCUGCUGUGAAAGAAUAAAUUAAUAUAAAGGUCUUCCUGCUUGAACUUAAGCUGAGCUUCACAUCAGCUUUAAAACUUGAUGCAGCCCCCUUCAUGGUUCUCUUUUAGUCUUUUUUAAUCAUUGUAAUCUAUCACUUUCAGGUUUGAAAGGUUAUAGAUAUACAGCAAGUGCUUUUUAGCUUAAAAGUGGAGAAAAUUGAUGAUUCUCUUGAAUACCCCAUGAAGGUAUGGUUAAUGUAUGUCCACUGCUCAUCACACUUGAAAACACUACCAUAAGUUGGUAUUUAAUACUAAUGGUAAUUUCUUAUCAUAAAGCCUUAUAAAUAUAGUUACAAGGCUUUACAAAUGAGUGGGUUUCCAUUGAGAGUUUCCAACAUGUCUUUUAAACAUGCUGUGAAAAUCUCAUGUACCAUUAAACUGUUGUGAUGGUUGCAGUUACAGUUUAGAGAGGUAAGACUGUUUCUAAAAAUAGAGCCAAAACCACUUAGAAAAACUCUUCAUACCCUGUAGUCUUAGAGUAGAAACUCAUUGAAGCUUAAUCUGGAUGUGUCUUAAAUGAUAAAUGAGCUAUCUUCUUAAGAGAUCGUAUGUAUAUUAUCCUUUUUACCACCAGGAAACAGUGCAGACCUUCGGCUGGUGAAGACUUUCAUUGAGCUAGGACUGCCAGGAUCCAGGCUUGACUUCCUCAUGUCUGAGAGGAACCAGGUACAUUUGCACAUUUGCAGAUCACAGUGAUGGGAUCACACUGAUAAAAAAAUGUACAGUCACAUUUUUUCACAAAAGCCGCAUAGCAAUUUGUGAAGCGCUGACAGCUGCGCUUUUCUUUGCCUCCUCCUCUCCCUGCAGAUUGACACGUUUGCAGAUUUUGACACCAUGACGGACAGGUUGUUGGAUGAGAUCAUUCAGCAUAUCCAGCUGUACAAUCUCACCAUUGGCAGGAUAAGGUUAGUUACUCAGAUCUAAUACUGUGAAUCAUUCAUAAUACUGACAACUCUGCUUUUCGAUUGAUUCAGACUGAUUAUUCAAGGCCAAGUCUAAACAAAAGCAAUAAUUAGGCGUGAGCUGAAUUGUCUGUGGCCAGUAGAUGGCAGCAGAGACAAAAAAAAAAACAUUGAUACACUGAUGGCUCUUACGUGCCCUCACUUAUGAGAAUCACUGUUUUAUGAAAAUAUAUGGACUGAAAACAAAUAUACGGCACAAAUGGAUGAACAGCUCUUAUCAUCCAGUGCCAAAAAGUGUCUGACUUUCACAUGAUAGACUGCACUCCUCUUUACAGCGCUGUGUUGCAGAGCUCUGCUGAAAUUAAGCUAUUCAUCUUCCUGCUUAAUUGCCCUCAAUGUGCCAAUUUACUUUUUUUUUCUGUAAGAGUUUUCACCCAAGUUUGUUAACUUUCUUUCCCAUUCUCUAGAGAGUAAGUAUCAAAGACAAAAGCAAUGGAGUGCCACAGCAGCAUCUGGUUCUUUCCACAUUACUUCUAUAUUUAGUCUGCGAGGAGACAGAUGAGAAGCAGCAGACAUGGCAACCAGGGAUUUUGGGUAGAGCUGUAACAGAGCAGUAAUUAAACCAAGUGACAGACAUGGCUUCAUGAAUCUAGUAUUUCCCUCUGCUGCUCGGAUGAUGCUUUUAAUCUGCAUGGUAUGUCCUCUAUGUUAGCAUUAUUAAGACGUCAUUGCCUUUGAGAAAGUUAAACAUUUAACAAGCUCGAACAUUUUCUUUGAUCACGAAUGUUGGCGCACACAUCUACAAACAGCUUUCGUUAAAAGUUCUUCCUGCACAGAGGAGGCUAAAUUAAGAUGUUGCACAGUGUCCUGUACUGUGGGUCAGUCGCGUUGGAGGCACUGUGUUUCUUGCCGCCCACUCAAGUUGCCAGUUUUUCUCUCUAAAAGUUGUUUGUCUUCGUCCGACAGCUUCAUCGGCCACUCUCUGGGGAACAUCAUCAUCCGCUCUGUGCUGACGAGGCCUCGCUUCCGCUGCUAUUUGCCCAAACUGCACACUUUCCUCUCGCUGUCAGGCCCACACUUGGGAACGCUGUACAACAACAGCACACUGGUCAGCACAGGUGAGGCCACCGUGGAGCGGCGGGGAAAAGGCAAACUGCAGACAUGCUGUAUUGACAAUGCUUGCUUACAAUCUUUUGCUCCUCAGCAGCAUCAGACAGUCUUUUAUCUAAGAAUAUCAUCCAUACUGCUUCAAUGUUGGGCGUAUGAAAGCAGGGCUCCUGAUUGUCUGAAUCUAGAUGUUUGUGUGUGUCUUUUAGGUCUGUGGUUAAUGCAGAAGCUGAAGAAAUCCGGAUCCUUGCUGCAGCUCACCUUCAGAGAUCACGUUGAUCCACGGAAAACAUUCCUCUAUCUCCUGAGCCAGAAACCAGGUACUGAUCGAGAGCGGAUGGAUUCGAAAACAAAGGCGCUUUAUUGACUCGCUCUCUUUACAGAAUUUUCCUUGAAAGAUGGGCUAUUCAAAUAUUCAUGGAAAUGUUGUCAUCUUGUCUUUUUCGUCAAAUUUCUGUGUGUGUCAGCUCGCUAGCUCUCAAACUGCGAGCGAGCCCUGCCAGCGAGCUGUGAGAGGCCUCCCCACUGUGUGAGUGGAACAAAGCAGUCGUUUGUCACACAGGCUUGAAGAAGAUAAGCCUGAAAACACUUUUUACCCCUCCAGCCCUGUGGCAGGCUGACAAAAUGAUCCAAACCCUGUCAUUGGGAACCCACCAGUGCACUCUCUUAAAAGCACACUGACAGGAGACUUGAGAAAAAAUGCUGUUUUAUCGCAUCAAGCCUGUCAUUGUACUUUGUGAUUGUACUUUGCGUUUACAACCAAUUCACUCCUUUCGUCUGUCUUCCUCUCUUCUUCUCUUUCAUUCACACACAACGCAAAAAAUACGCACGCACAAACACUCACUGUCACGCCUGGUUUAUGCAUUUGUGUCCUUUCAGGGCUCCAGUUCUUCAAGAAUGUGGUGUUGGUGGCGUCUCCUCAAGACCGUUAUGUUCCAUUCCACUCUGCCAGAAUCGAGAUGUGCAAAACUGCUCUCAAAGAUCGGACCACAGGUCAGAAGUGGAUUUGAUCUCCUUUUUUCAUUGUUUGUUGUUCAGAACCACAACUUAACCCUUUCACUAAAAUGUAUGUUUUGUAUGGGAAGGAAGAUUUCUUUCUUUCUUCUUCUAAAAGAUAAUUUCCGGUCAUUUUUCAUAAUAUUUUGCAUGAGUAAUGGAGGGGUGAUUUACAAAGAAUUGAGUGUGACCACCUCAGCUUUUGUUAUUUUCAAAAGAGCAACCAGCUACAGAAGAUGAGAUUUUUCUUUUUUUAUGCACUGUUAUAACAAGACAUAUUAUCUCGUUAUCUCGAUAUAACAAAGUUUGUUUUCCCAUGAUAAAGAAUUAUUUUAUUUACGUAAUCUCAACCAAACAAAGAUUGUUUUCUUGUGAUAACAAAUUAAUUAAUAAUGUGUCUACCAUUGUUACUGGUGUUGUCCGAUUCAUGUAUGGCAGUUAUAUGGGUAACACUAAACAAUAACCGUAACUUAUAAAUGGUAAAUAGAUAGUUUAUUAAUGUUUAAUUAUCAUUUAAAAACAGCAUAUAGAUCAAUCAUAAAUGGUAAAUUGAUAGUUUAUUAAUGUAAGUUAAUAGUUACUUUACCAUUAACAAGCAAUGAAAUUUUGAUUAAUCAUUUUCAUUAAUUAUUAAUGGAGUAUUUGUUAAAGGUUUAUCUAGGGUUUAAAUAUUGGUUGUAAAACAUCUAGAUUUAAAAGUGUGUCAGUAGCACUUUGUAGAUGUUUAAUAAGUGGUUUAUAAACCAUAAACCAUCUAUAAACAUUACUUAGAUGUUAAUGUAAAGUUAAGUUUAGGGUUAGGUUUUUUAAAUUGUAAAAUUUACAAUUUAUUAAUGGUCUAUAUGCUAUUUAUAGCAUCCAUCUUGAGCAUUAAAGAAAAAAAAUCUGAGAUGUAGAUCUUCUUUUAAAUUGGUUCAAAUCACAUUGUCAUGAAAAAAAUGAAAUGCUAAGAAUGAGUUUAAAAUGACGAGUUGAACUUCGGUUUUAGUUUCAAGUACAAGAAAAAAGGGGAAUAACAAGUAAUUUUACAUAACUUUUCUUUCUCACUUUUCAAUUUAGAAAACUUGCUACUGUACUUUCAUUUUUCUUUUUCUCUUAAAUUCUCUUGAAUGGAUUUGUUUUAUAUUCCUCACAACUUGCAAUAGUGUGACACGUUUCAUUACAGUAUGUUUUGUUAGGGGAAGUCGUUUUACCUUACGUGAAUUCACAAAAUACGCAUGUAAUGUAAAAGCAUAUCUGACCAAACCUUAACUUUAUUUCUUUCUGGCUCUCUCUUUCCACUGUUUCCUUCAGGCCCUGUAUACACUGAAAUGAUUAACAACCUCCUGCAGCCGCUUGUAGAGGCUAAAGAGUGCCAACUGAUCCGCCAGAAUGUUUUCCACGCUUUACCCAACACAGCCAACACCCUGAUUGGACGCGCUGCCCACAUCGCAGUCUUAGAUUCUGAGCUUUUCUUGGAGAAGUUCUUCUUAGUGGCGGGGCUUAACUACUUCAAAUAAAAGGUGCUACAACAGCAGGCUAAUGGACAGAACCUGGUACUGAGGACAAGGUCUGAGCCUUCACUUUGUAUAGACUGUAUGUUGUUAUAUAUAAUCCCUGGUAUCCAAGAGGCAGGACCUGUGUAUCCGUUUGUUAGGAUUGUUAGCAGCUGUUAUUAAAAAAAUGAUCAGUGUCCUUUGACUGUUUGAAAUGCGAACUCAGAAGUCUGGGUUUGACGGGUAGCCAUGCAAAAUGAAACAUCUGACAUUUAUCGUGGGAUUGAUCGCGGAUGUUUUUCUUUUGGCCUUAUGAAUAACCUCUCAGCUAGAACACUAACAGAUGCUUUUUUUGGUCGAAGGCAUUUAACUUUUUCCCUUUAGAGCUGAUUUAGGGCCUGGUUGAUCCUUCGUCAAGGGUCACACCAAUGAUAGAAGCAAGGAAAUAGAUGCUCGGCAUUUAUUCCCUUGAUUGUACAUGAAGUAGUUUUGUUGUACGAAACAUACACGUUCCUUUAUAUAGAAAUAAAUAUGUUUGAAAUAUUUAUUUUUUAUCUGCUUAUGUGUCGACAGUGUAAAUGCGUCUUAAUGUGAUCAUUUGUGUGUUAUCAUGAGGUCUAUCAAAUGAACAGCAAAGUGAUAAAACAGAGGCAGAGUUAGCCCUAGCAGCACAUGAUCAGUAUAUAGGAGUAUCUUGUGAGCUAUUUCAUAUAUUUAACUCAACAUCAGUGUGAGCUAACUUAUGGACCUCUGUCAGAUAACUAUAAUGCUUCAGAAUAAGUGAGCAAUACAUGUUCUUUCAUGCCAAAUGGCUCUUCCUACUCUGUAAAGCUGGAGACACAUUUGCUGUUCAUUAUGUGUACGCUGACACAUGAUGGCUGCCACAGGCCCCCCCAAACAUGUUGGUUUUGUGUGUCAACUUUGCAAGUUAAACACAGACACGAGGGGCAGUGUUGAAGCAGGAGUGACAGAGUAGUGGGGAUUACAAAGGGGAGGAAGCUCUGAAGACAGGCUGAUGGUGCAAGUGCUAGCAUACAUAGCAUACAUAACAUCACUGUCACUUUUCCUUCUUUGAUCUCAGCAUUAGAGUAACCACUAGUGUUGCCAUGUCUGUUAGUGAUAUUCCAUACUGUCUGAUAUUAUGGCGUGCCGUCUGGAGGUAUACACCAAUUACACACAUUGUACAUUGUCAGGUUUAUUUUCAGCGACAUUCAUGAUGAGGCCGGAUACAUACAGAAAAGCAAAGCUGCACAGCAUGUAUAUGUCCGGCUGUUUAAUGGAUUUUCAAUAGAGAAGUAAUUGUUUACCAAGUCAGGUCCCUUUUCACAAAUGGAAUGUGGUGUCUGUGACUGUAGACCCUCUUUGUACAAAGCAGUCGGACAUUUUUCAGUGGGUGGGGUUUAGCUGGAGGUGAAAUGAUCCUCCAUAAGUGUUUGGCAGCACUACCCUAACACUAGACUUAGUUGUUUUUGUCAAUAGCAGAUAUGAGUCUUUGAAUAUGCAAGGCGACCUAUGUUUGGGGGAGGGAGAGUUUUGUUCUUGGAUUAGUUGAAUCUGAAAAAGGAGAAAACACUGGCUGACCUAAACACUCUCACUCUGAGAUGAUUUGACAGGAGAACCAAAGGUGGAGUGAGAGGACAUUUACAUGCGCUUGAAAGAAUAAAAACAAGUGUAUUAUGAAAAACUUAAAAAAAAACUUAAGGCAUGUAAGAUGUCUUUAUAUUUAUGGCUGAUUACGGCAAAUAUUUUGACAAACAUUUCCCCCAGUUUUGUUUUGCAAAGAAGCUUUGUGAGCCAAUGUGCUAAAGAAAAUUGCACUUAUGGAGAAAUCCAAUAUUCCUCUUUAAACCGACUAGGUUUAGGAUUUAGGGGAUAUGAAAUCUCUUAUAACACAUACUGUACUAGCUAUGUCCCAAUUCAGGGGCUGCAGCCUUCAAAGUUGCAUUUAAAGACUGAUUGUGUCACAGCAAUACACAAAGGCUGUCUUAGUUUUACCGGGUCAUUAGGGAUGCAUCAGGUGCAUGCUUUACCGCCGCACUAAUCCGUGAAACUGCUGGUUAAUCACUGGUAAAUAACAGUAUUUAGUUUUAACGUAGUAGCAAGCUGUACAAACGUUAUAAAAUUGAAACUAUCUUUGAAAUGUUGGUGAUAGUGUCGACCGAGUAACGCUGAGUAACCCGUUGUUCAGCAACUAAAGCGGCGCUAUGUCACUCUAUCGUUAGGGUAGUGAAGCAGCAAGUCAAUUUUCUGAAGGGUAGACCGUCUCGAUUUAAUUUGGGCAAAUCGGCCUAUGCAGUGAGUUUCUUGCCCUGGAUAAUAUCAUCAAUCUAUCCCACACAAAAUAAAAUCGCUAUUUUUAAAGAACAAUUAGAUGAAGUGUGAACUGCAUACUUUAGCAUUUUUGAGAAUCGCCUCCUUCCAGUCCUUUCUUCUUAUUAAAUUUAAUUUGCUGGUAUUUUGUUAAAGUUCAAACCUAACAACACAAGAAGACAAAAUUUAAGAUUAUUUUGCUACCAAUGCUCUUUCCUGUUUGUUUUGCCUCCAGCUAACAUCAUGACGUUGCGGCCGAGUGUUCAUAUCUUGUAAUAAGCUGCUUUAAAUUAUAUGACAAAAUUAUCUACACAAGGAUUGAGCUCAGACGGCACUUUGAGUUUGUUGUCCUCUAAAUGGUGUCCAUCAGGGUGCCGUUCCCCGAAGUGUAAAACCUGAUGAUUUAGCAUACGGACUCACUGCCAAGAUUCUUCUUCACACACUCAUAUUUAUUUCCGUUUUCUGUACACCAAUUUCGACAUGAUGCAUGAUGAUAGCAAGUAAGUACCACUGUAGCAGUCACCUCCCUAGAAAACAUACAAGGCCAUUUCGAUCAUCCCAUCAGCAACAUCGAAUAUGUAUGAUUUUUACAUUUUCUUACCGCAACCUCCAGUGUGAUACUAAAAUGUGACACAAGAUGUUGUUUUCCAGUGAGGACUGUUUCUUCAUCACUGAGCUGUCCAUCAAAUGCUGUUUACAUUUUGACUUUAAAGAACUGUUAUCAUAGUGUUGCCACAGACGUCUCAUAUCCAGUGGUGUAUGUGCGUCUGCUGCAUAUGUAGUUAUGUACAUAGAGAGAGCUAUAUUUAACCUUUGCACUGGUUUGAUGGCAAGUGCACUUUAAUGAAAACCUUGAAUCAACCUCCACUAGCUUUACAAACUCCAAACAGCUAUUUUUCCUAUUGUUUGUCUUUUAUUCUUAUCGUUUCUUUCGGUUUAUACACCCGCUGCGUCUUUAGAUCUGAAGGUUGUAUUCUGCACUUGUUGUGAAACUGUUUGUGUUCAGCUGUCCAUCUCAGUCAUUCAAGCAUUGUUUUGUCUUCAACGAGUACAAAAGAGGGCAUCGCAAAGUGCUCUUUUUCUCUUCUUUUGGCACUGCCCUGUAAGCAGAGUGUCGCCAUGAUUGACUCUAAUCAAAUGGGCUCCUCCAGGACACAGAGAUCGCUCUCAAAAAGCCACUAAGCAAAGCUGUGUAAGCAAUCUGUUGGAGCUGCCAUGCAUCAUGCAUCAUUUCUCAAACCUCCAAUCCUCCCCCCCACCACACACAAAUGCACGCUGUUAGGCUUUAGCUUGUUUGCGUGUAGGGCCAUGUGUGUUUACCCAAAGGGGUCAGUAGGAAUCGAUGGAGGGGAAAAGUGUUUGUGGUAUUGAGAUUGGCCCCCUUCAAGGGCAAAUGCAGGUUUGAAAUUGUUUCAUGAGAUGGAUGGCUGUUGUGUAUCGCUUUAACCGCAGAUAUGAGACCUGGAUUGUAUUUACAUUACGCUGAACUCUACCCUGUAACCUGUUUUUGUGUAUUUUAUGAGAAAAUGUGUCUGUACAUUGAAGCUGGUGUAAUAACCGAAAGUGAAUUCAGAGGUGAUCCAUAAAUCCAAUAGAUCCUUGCAAGUGCUGUCAACCUUCAAAACUAGCUGACUUGAACCUUUUUGUAUUUGAUUGCCCUUUACCGAGAGUCUUGUUCGUGUGCGGUGUGUGCGCGCGCGCGUGUGUGUGUGUGCGAGUGUAAGGAGAUGGGCUUUUCUCGUCUGCUCAUCGCUGAAACAUCCAUCAUGUGUUUGUAUUGAAUGUAAAAUAUUGUUGACUUCACGAUGAUGAACAUGUAUUUCUUUCUCUCUGCUGUUCUUUUUGCUGAAUGUAUAACAUGUAAAUUACAGUUAUACUACAUCAUCUGUGCCAAUACUACUAUAAUAUUUUUCUAUGUUGCUCACUGUACUCUAUGUAUUCCUUAGUAGCUUGUGUCCCAUGUAAAAAUAUAAAUACAUAUACAUAUAGAGAGAACAUAGUAUUAUUAUAACAGAGAUGAUGUUGAAAUAAAAUUGUUCCUUUUGCAUAAAUG
Molecule: messenger RNA, 52320 nt
Organism: Xyrichtys novacula (pearly razorfish)
Lineage: Eukaryota; Metazoa; Chordata; Actinopteri; Labriformes; Labridae
Source: the annotation of a GenBank genome assembly